GGGGCUCGGGAAUGCCGCGGCGCUGGUGGAGGCGCCGGGUGUGGAGCGAGCGGCGGGCUGAGCUCGCGCGCAUCCUGGGCGCCGCUCCGUUUCGACGAUGCGCCCGGCGCUGCGCGCGCUCGGGCUCCUCCAGCUGCUCCAGCACCUGGAUCUCGCCAGCGGCCAGACGGGUAAGUGGCCGAGGCGGCAGAGGGACUGGGAGUCGGGCUGGGAAACUCCUGCCGGUGGGACGCCGUCCGCGUAGGACUUGGCAGAAGGGGCAAGGAGUUGGGAGAGGCGGCGAUGGGAAGCCAAGCCAACAUUGUAAAUGCUAAGUGAAGCGACGCCUGUUGCCGACACAAGAAAGGGCGAUCCAUAAGACCGAUAAGCGCACAGUCUUGUAAUCGGGGGGCACUUUUAGGCUGCUUCGCUGCUUUCGGGCGGACUGCAAUCUUACAUGGCAAAUUCCGGUUGCACAAUUGCAUCCUGAUGGGGAGAUCUUGCGCAACAAACCCGCUUCUCGAAAACAUCCGAUUUUGUUUUGUUUUUGUGCCUGAGCGGGGAUAAGGAAAGUGGCUGCUGGGAAGCCUGGGACGCCCUUGCAGUGAUGCAACCUCGUCUAACCUCCCUGUAGUAGAUGGAUGCUCAUUUCAUAGAAUCAUAGAACUGUGUAGAGUUGGAAGGGACCCCGAGGGUCAUCUAGUCCAACCCCCUGCAAUGCAGAAAUGUCGACUGAAGCAUCCAUGAAAACCUCCAAGGAAGGAGGGAUUUCAAUACACAACCAACAUCCUCCAAUCUCCCUGCAAUGGAAUCAGGGCGAAUGCUCACUAAACAGGCUCCCUGGAAGCAACCGGAGAUGGAGAUCCUGUGGCCAGGAUGACAGCUCUCAUCACCCCUGACCAUUGGCUACUCUGUCUGGGGCUGAACAUCAAGGGCCACAGUUUGUCCCUAUCCUCCUCCUCCCCCCUGCCGAGUUCUCCAAGGGCAACGCUGAAACUAAGGUGGAAGAAGUUGAGAGCCAGUGCCUUCGCCCCGCUAGGACCGGGUGCAAGGGAAGAGGUAGGGGCAGACUGAGGCUGGUGGAGCACUGCCCCCCUUUGUCCAAAUGAGUCUCUGUGGGCUAAUUGUUAGAAUAAACUUCCUCAUGGUAGGGCUUAGUGCUUUGCAAAGUGGUAGGCACUCCUUCACCGGAGGGGCUUUUUAAGCAGAAUCUGGACGGCCGUUUCUCAGGGGUGCCCUUGUUGUAUCCUGUGUUGCAAUUCUUGUCCAGAGCAAGGAACUGAACCAGACAAACUCAGAAACCUCUCCCAACUCAGCUGAGUUUCAGACCCAUUGAAAUGAAUGAACAGGACUAAGUUAGGUCCAUUCGUUUCAACAGAUCCCCACUCAGUUGUGUACUGCCCUAUGUUUCUUUGGCAGACCUGGUUCGGUGGCAGUAGGUUUCACCCGUGGGUGGGGUGGGGUGAGCCAGAAAUUGUAGACCAAUCAUUUUUGCAGGUGGGAGUCCUAAUGACAAUAUCACAAGUGUGUGAGCCGCUUUCUAGGUUCUGUUGGUCAAAGUGUGCAUUUAAAAAGACUCUUUUCUAUUCUUCCAUAGAUAAAGGAAUAAGAAUGGGAUAGGAUUUAGCGUGGCAUCUUCGCCCCUCGUGUCCCUUUUUACUGAUUGCCAGAGCGCCUUUCCAGAAGUUGCAUUGGCAAGCUUUGCCAGGGAAACAUGGGGCAAAGCAUCUUCACCCCGCAUGUCCCUUUCACAAAGAUAGGUUGGCUGGCGAUGGGUGGGUGUGGGAUGGCAGACAAAGUUGGGUUGGCUAUGCACACGUAGCAUUCCCCCCCCCCCCGCAAUGCUGGGUACAACUCGGCGCUGCUGGAGCCUGCCCAUCCUAUUGGGGAAAUGUGCAACACAGGUCUGGAGCCAUGACUAUGGGGCGAUAAUUUCCCAGGCGGGCCUUUGCCAACCUGGGGACCUCCAGAUGCUUUGGACUACAACUCCCAUCAGCCCUAGCCAGCACUCACUUCCAUCAGCUGAUGGUGGUUGUAGUCCAAAACAUCUGCGGGGACUCGGCUUGGCGAAGUUGUUGGCCUAGGCUCUCAUUCCAGAUGGCAGCACUAAGAGGAUCUGUGGAGCUUAGGGUUAAACAGCUGGGCAAAUCUUAGAGGCUUCUGCUUGCAGUCCCUGCUUUCUUAUUCCUGUUCCCUUCAGAGCUUGUAAGCUCAUUUGCAGAGCUGCACAGCUCAGUGAAUGAUACUCAGCUGCAAUCCCACACAACGAACUAGGGGUGGGGAACCUAUGGCCCUCAAAUCCUGCUGGACUAUGGCUGCAUGCACACCAUUCAUUGACAGCACAUUCCCUCUCCCAAGAAGCCUGGGAGCUGUAGUUUAGCCUUCAGAGAGCUACAAUGCCCAACAGCCUUAAUAAAACUACAUUUCCCAGGAUCCUUUUUUUCGGUGUGGUGGGGUGAAGUGUGCUUCAUGUGUAUCAUGUAUAGACAACCUAUGUCUCCCAUCAUCCCUGAUAACUGUUUGUAGCUGAUGGAAAUUGCAACAAGUUACGCGGAGCCAUGGAUUCUCCUGCCCCUGCUAUGCACACUUACCUGGCAAGCAGCGCAGAUACCUAUACCUGGAAAAUGUUGACUCCUGAGUCUUGGGCAGCAGAUUGGCAUAGAUGGGGAAGCCCGGCCCCUUCUCUAGCUGGUCUUUUGGACCCAUUCUAGGCCACCCACCCUGUUCACACUCGUCAUGAGUGUUUUCAUCUGGCAGGAGCAUGUCUUAGAACUCUGAUAAUGUCUCUUGGUUGCCUGGAAGGAGGAGAGAGAGAGAGAGAGAGAGAGAGAGAGAAGGGGGUGAGCAUGUGUCGUAGAAACCAGCUUACCAUACAAAGAUAAAAUUCACAUCCAUUGCUGUCAUAGAUUGGUUGGAUGCAGAGGAACAAUAUUUAUUUAUUUAUUUAUUUAUUUGGGAUGCGGGUGGCGCUGUGGGUUAAACCACAGAAGGUCGGCAGUAUGAAUCCCCUUGACAGGGUGAGCUCCCGUUGCUCUGUCCCAGCUCCUGCCCACCUAGCAGUUUGAAAGCAUAUCGAAGUGCAAGUAGAUAAAUAGGUACCACUCUGGUGGGAAGGUAAACGGCGUUUCCGUGUGCUGCUCUGGUUCGACAGAAGCGGCUUAGUCAUGCUGGCCACAUGACCCGGAAGCUGUCUGCGGACAAAUGCCGGCUCCCUCGGCCUAUAGAGCAAGAUGAACCCCAGAGUCGGCCACGACUGGACCUAAUGGUCAGGGGUCCCUUUACCUUUUUAUACACCACUAUUUGACUGUAAAAGAAACCUCAAAGCGGUUUACAAAGAGGUGGGUGCUGGUGGGUGGAUAAAAUCAUAGGUGGAAGAAAAAAAACAGUUCAAAACGACGAGUUGAUUAUUCUGAAAGACUUUAAAGCAGCAAUAAACUUUGAACGAAGCAAUCUCCGCAAGAUGGUUUGCAGCUCCUGUUGAAAGUUUUCAGGCUGAAUUUCAGCUGUCUGGAAAUCUUCUGUUCAAUAAAGUCUGACAUGUUUGUGCUUCACAAGUUGAAGCUUUGCAGUCUACAGUCAGAAGUAAGCACCACUGAGUUUAAGGGAAGCAGAGGAAACGGCAUAGUACUACAGCCAGUCAUGCUGAUCCUAAUACAGUGGUGCCCCGCAAGACGAAUGCCUCGCAAGACGGAAAACUCGCUAGACAAAAGGGUUUUCCGUUUUUUUAGCUGCUACACAAGACGAAUUUCCCUAUGGGCUUGCUUCGCAAGACGAAAAACGAAAAUGUCUUGCAAGUUUGUUUCCUUUUUCUUAACACCGUUAAUACAGUUGCGACUUGACUUCGAGGAGCGGUGUGGUAGCCUUUUUUGAGUUUUUUGAAGACUUUGGUGAUUUUUGAAGCUUUUCCAAAACUUCUUUUAAGCUUUUAAAACUUUUUUGGGGGUUUUUGGAUUUUGGGUUGGGGUGUUUGGAAUUCAAGGACUUGGUGUUGGGGAGGGGUUUGCAAGAAUCUGGAAGCUUGUGGUUUUUUUCUGCAUUUUUAUGAUUUUCUGUGACCAUUGGGCCACUCUGCUGUUUUUUUUAAAAAAAUCUGGAUUUGAAUUUCUGUGUGGUGGGUGGCUGGGGGAACAGUUGAGGAGGGGGUUCCUCAGCAAGAAGCAAAGAGUGGAAGAGGAACCUUCUUCGAGUUGUCCCCCAGAGUCUUAGAAAAUGUACAGUACUGUACACUUUGUUGAUUUUUAAAUGUUUUUCUGUCAUGUUUAGAAACUUAAUUUAUUGUUCCUUCAAUUUUUGAAAUGCUCUUUACAGUAUGUGUGACUUUAAAGAGCACUUAAUAAACUCUUGUUGUACCAAAUUUGGCUUUGUUUGGACUUUUUUUGACCAUAGGAACGCAUUAAUUGGAUUUCAAUGCAUUCCUAUGGGAUUUCGUGCUUCGCAAGACGAAAAAUUCGCUAGACGAAAAAACUCGCGGAACAAAUUAAUUUCGUCUUGCGAGGCACCACUGUAAAUUAGGUAUUGUGCUAUGUGCUGCUGCUGCACCUCUCUCUCUCUCUCUCUCUCUCCCUCCCUUGCAUUUUUGUACCCUUCCAUAAAGAAGUCGGUCCCUUAAUAUUCUUUUUUUAAAAAACAUAAUUUUUAUUAACAGGCCAAUCAUAUCACAUUAUUUCAAAUCACAUUAAUUCCAAAUUAUACAGCCAAAUUUUUCAAUUUUGUUGGGGGUACCCAUACAUCAAGCUCCGAACGAGAAUCCAAACAUCACUUCUAUUACUGCUUUAAUUAAACAGUCCUAUCCAGUUCUAUCCAGAUAGUCUCUUUAUUACUUUCUUCAUCUUCUUGUUGUUGUCAUAUAUUCCUUUCUUUGCGAUCUCUGAUAAUCUUCACAGGCAGGUUGAAAGCAAACAUCGUCUGUGUGGGUUUUACACACUCCACAAGUCAUAUCUCAUAGGGACAGCCGCCAUUCCCCUCCUCCUUCAAAAGUUUAUCUUCGGUUUGCCCUUUAGUUUUCCCAGGCUUGUAAAAUAUCUCAUGGAGGGCUCUGCCAGGAUUAAGAUCAAAUUCCAAUCAUCAUUCACAUUCCAAUAGUCCUGGUUCUCCUCCCCCCGUCUUUCUUAAACAAGCCUGUCUUGCGAGACGCCAUUUUAAAACUGCGUCAUAGAAUUUUUCCAUUCUCCGAUAUUUACCAAUCCUCUCUUCAUUCAUCAUUAAUUCAUCCCACACAGUUUUAAAAUUCCUGCUAGUGUAAUAAAAUACGGCGAUUCUUCUUUCUUUGGGGUGGAGGGUUAUCAAUCCUCACAUAAGGCAAAGAAAAGAAAAGUUUUUUCCUCCACCUCCCUUCUUCACUCCAGACAUACCAAUCUCUUAAUGGCGCUUCAUCGCUUGAUUUAUUUGUUCUCGCCCGCAGCUCCGAUCCCAGAGACCCAUUAAUCAGCAGUCUUAUCUCCCGACCUUUGCUUGAUGUAUGUGCUUUAGCAUCUUCCAAUUAUAUAUUUCCAAUUGUAUUUUCGAGCUAAAGCAAACCAGCACGCGCAGAUUGGAGACAGCGUCCAGGAAGAGCCGACUUCACCGAGGGCUGGUGCCAAGUGACGGGGCACCCCCUUCUCUCGAAUCCGGGGGUGCAUUAUGGCCACCGCUGGCAAGGCAGUCCCCCCCAUCUCCUUGGGGGGGCGGGAAGACUGCAUACUUCCCAUAGCAGCCUCUUAAUUACCUCGUGUGGGUCGGAGAGAUGUUAUUGUCGGCCAUCUUCCAAUGCGCCACCUGGUGGCCCCGGUCCCUUAGUAUUCUAGAGUUGAUGCCCAUGCAAAUAGGACUGCUUUAAAUUGAUGCUUGUGCUCAUCCAAUGGCUUUACAAAGAACUUACAACUUUAAUAGAUGAGGAGGAAGAUUUCAGCAUCACCCACAACCAUAAGAAGACAAUAGAUACUCCUGAUAGGUAUAGAUGUCUAGUCCACACACACACACACCGUCAAGCCAGCAUAGAGAUGAUCUUCAAGUGGUGCUUCACUUCACUUCUGGGAACCACAGCAAAUAAAUUGCAAAAUAACCCUUCUAUAUACUCAUCUCAAAAAAAUGAAACAAGCACAGCGGCCAUGGUGAAGUUUUAUUUCUCUGUGUCUCUCUCUCUGUGUGAAAUAUUAGUUCUGAGGUUUUAGGUCUUAAUCCAAAAGUAAGGACUCCCCACCCCCAUCCCCCCGGUAGCAUCUGUUGUAUUUUGUCUUCUUCACAUCCUGUUGAAAAAUAUACCGCCUGGAAUUUGCUGACCAACAUGGUGAUGUCUUCCUGCUGAAUGAGCUCCAGAAAAAUGCAAUGACUUGUGCACUGGGAACCUUCAGUAUCUGAGUUGUGUCUAAUUUCUUUAUAAGUGGUUUUUGUUUGGUUUUUUGCUUACGUUUUUUGCCAGUGAAAUUUCCUGGGAAUUGUGACUCCCUCUUCUAACUUGGAAUUUCCCGCUGCUUCCCUCCAACAUAGUUAUGAAAAGUGUUUUGGGUUUUUUUUUGGGGGGGGGGAGAUGUUGUUAAUGCCAGGUCAGGGAUGUAGCAGCCGUCCAUCCAUAAGAGCAGAUCCAGAAAAUGAGAGGAUGGACUGUAUCACUACUGCUGUUACCAUCUAGCAAGCUUGUACUCAGCAUUGCUCAGAAAUUCUACGACACUAAAAAAACAAACCACUCCAGCUUUGAAAUCAGUGGUUAAAAUCAGAGUAGUCUUGAAAGGUUCAGUCCUUCAUCUUGAUUCACAGUGGUGUGCAAAUGUAUCCAAACAUAGAGAGAAACCUGCUCCUUGAUAUCAGAAAGCAUCAUUUGUCUUAAGAAGUGUCCAAAUCCAUAGUCUCUGAAAAAUUGGCUUGUUUCGCCUUCGGAGCAAUGAUUUUAAGGAGUAAAGUUUGGGGGAUGAUAAGUUAAAUUCUUCAUGGGAGCAAACUCUUAUCUGACAGAAUGUCUGGUUUUAAUAACUGUUUUAACUUUGGAAUGUAUUUUAUUCUGUUUUAUUUAGUUUAUCUUUUAUAAUGGCUUUGUUGCAUAGCAACAAACAACUUUCCAAAAUACGUACUGCGGUAUAUUUCAUUUAUGAAUGGCUUCCCACGAGGCACUCCAAAGCGAUUUGCACUACAGUAAAAACGUAUAUAGAAAAACCUGCAUGUGUGAAAACAGUUUAAACAUUUGCUUAUAUAUAAAAACCAAUUAAAACCAAUUGUAAACAGUUUAACCACAACAACAUAUAUAUAACAUAAAUUCAGAUCCACACAGAUACCAACUUUCUCUGACUUUGGGCCACUGCAAAAAACAAAACAAAAAAACAUCAGGGGCAGAGGCUGAGUAAAAGGUGCCAAGGCAGUGAGCCACAAGCAGGCACCUAUGUUUUUAGGCAUGCAUACUCCACUGCCACUACAAAACUCUGCCCCCAUAACCUGAUGAUUGUUCAAGCAUGGGAGAAACCCUCCAUCCCACUGCAGGGCUUCCUUUUUGCAGAAUUGCUUACAGCUUUCUAUAAGGUUUUGAACAAAAGAGAAAGGUGGGAGGAAUCCACUGUUCACACCUGGCUGAUGCCCAUUGGUACUGAUAAGGAGGAAACAGUAUGUGGAGCCAGAGCCUCAAGCAUCCAUGGCAGAUGGCCAUCCCACCUCUGCUUAAAAGCCUCCAAGGAAACAGAGUCUGCAACCUCCCAGGUCGUCUGGAAGCUACUCUCAGCAGCCUCAGACAGCAUAGCCAGUGGUCAGGGAUGAUUAUAGUCCAACAUCUGGGGACAGCUGAAGAACAUUGGGAGAUGGUUAACGGGACUGUGGGUUGGGCUGGCAUGGACCUACUGGGUGACAACCUGCUGGCUCCCUCCCCAAGCUCAGACCCCUCAUCUCUCCAUGCCCCCCCCCCCCGCAAACAGUUCUCAGAGCAUAACCAAAUGAGCCACCUCUUGUUUCUAUAUUGCUUUGUAUUUUAAAAACAAUUUCUUCCAUUGUGCUCAUUGUCAAGCACUUGUUAUCUGGUCUAGUUUUCCUGCUGGUGUUCUUUCACUGUUUUUCUCCCCCAUUCCUGCUGAACGCAGGCAGAGUAAAUACUUUAUUGGACCUUUCAUCUUCAUGCAUUUGCCAGAGAGAAUGCGUCCACCCGCAAUGUUGUACAGCUAAGAAGGAAGCCGAUAACCAGCAAAGCCAGAAACUUGUGGAAUUGUAGGAAAUCUUUGUCCAAGCAGAUUACCCUCUCCCUCUCCCAGGCCCUUGAUUAAACUCUAACCCGACUCAUAAUCUCAUUCAUCUGCAUCUUCAAUCAGGAUAGUGGGCCAUAGUCUAAAACCAAUUCCCAUAAAUACCUUACUCCCCGACCAAAGACAAUUAUGUUGAUACACACACACACACACACACACACACACACACUGCCUUUUGCUAAAAAAAUAAAUAAGUAGAUGGACCAAUGAUCAGAUAGUAGACAGAACUGAGAGCACACUGAAUGCUCUUACCUGUGUAAUCCAAGAUUUUAUAUCUCUAAACUUGAUAAAGCACCACAGCUCUGCAUUAAAACAGUGUCAGUAUUGCAUGCUAAAAGAUUGUCUGUAAGAAAGUUGCAACUGAUGGAAUGACAAAGGUGUACUUUAACAGGUCAUGCCCUGUGUUUUAAUCAUUGAAUCAUCUGAUGCAGCCUUCCCCAGCCUGGUGCACUCCAGAUAUUAUUCAACUCCACCUCCCAUCAGCCCCAGCCAGGGUGGCCAAUUGUCAGGGAUGAUGGGAGUUGUAGUCCAUGGACAUAGGAAGGCUACCUUCUACUGAGUCAGAGCACUAAUCUAUCUAGCUCAGCUUUGUCUAUAUUAAGUGACAGUUGCUCUCCAGGUUUUCAGGCCAUGGGGAAUUUUCCACCUCUGUCUGGAGAUGCUGGAGGGUUGAACAUGCAGAACAGACGCCCUGUCACUGAGCUCCCACCCUUCCCCUUCUGAAUGGCCACAGGUCAGUGGCAGAACAUCUGGAGGGCCUUAGCUUCCCCACCCCCCAAAUUAGAGAACCCCUGUCAAAAAGGUAGGAGAGAAACACAAUAUGCCAUUUCCCCUUAACCAUCCUGUUUGGGAGAAGGAUUAUGUGGCUUUCAAAGCUGCAACCGGGUACACACUUCAUUUGGGAAUAAGCCCCGAUGUACGAAUACACAGGAUCUUAUCUAGAUCUCUGAUCAAGUUGAUCAAGACCUGGACCAACCAUGUGAUGGUGGGGGAGUAGAGUGGGCUUUGACAUAUUCCUAGCCAGUCGCAUUUUUAAAUAAAAUGAUGGGGUUUAUGUUCUAAGAGGUGAAAAGGAAUUGGAGGAGAAAAUUAAGCAAACUGAGGGCUUAUCUAGUUUGUGUUGCCGCUUUACCUUGGGAAAAUUUGCAGUUUAGCGCUGAAUGGUCACUGCAGUAGAUAGUUAUGGGAGAGCAGAAAGAUGAAGGUAGUUGAUCCCAGCUAAGCCUUACUGAGUGGUAGAACAUCCGCUUUGCUUGCAGAAGGUCCCAGGUUCAAGACUGGGAAAAUGAGAUUGGAGGUGGUAGGAGCAUCGUGUGCUAUUGGUCCAUUUAGCUCAGUACUGUCUACACUGACUGGCAGCAGCUCUCCAAAAUUUUAGGCAGCAUUCUCUCCCAGGCCUAAUGAGAGAUUCUGGGUUUCAAACCUGGGGUUUUCUGCAUGCAGAACAGAUGCUAUCCACCACCAAGCUAUGGCCCUUUCUCUUAAUUUCGCCCAUCAUGACUAGUAGUCUACUAGUCAUGCAGCCUGCAAAGGAUCAGGUAACAAGUGAUGAAGAAGCUGCUGGUUAGAGUGGGCAAUUCUUGAGUAGCCGGCCAGAUCAUUUGACAUGAUGCAAAGCAGCUUCCUGAUGUAAGAUCAGUCUUAUCUCCUCGCCUUCCAGGGGAUGGUUGCGGUCACUCGAUGCUGACGCCUUACAGCGGGACUCUGACUUCCAAGAACUACCCUGGCACUUAUCCCAACUUCACGUCUUGCGAGUGGAAGAUCCACGGAGCUGCAGGGAGCUCCCUAAGCCUGAUCUUUGGAGACAUGGACAUUGAAGCUUCAGAGCAAUGCAAAUCCGGCUUCCUAUUGCUUUCUUCCCCAUCGGAUGGAACUCGCUUCGGUAAGGACAAGCGUUUGACUUCUCGGUCGUAAGGAUCUCAGGAGUCACAGACAGCUUGGGGUCAUGGGAGUGGAGCACACUCUGCAGUGGGGUCAGGAAGGGGAAACAUCCUUUUCACAUGGAGGUAAGAGGGAAAGACUGUGGCUCCGUGGGAGAGUAUCCGCUCUGCCUGCAGCGGAGGUCCAGGUUCUGUUCCUGGCAACUCCAGGUAGGACUAAGAAUGUCCCUUCCUUUUUCAGCAGGGGGCCAGUCCACUGUCACUCAGACCUUGUGCGGGGCUGGACUAUAUUUUGAAGGGGGGGGGAGAACGAAUUCCGGUGCCCCACAAAUAACCCAGGGAUGCAUUACAAAUAAAAGCAUACAUUCUACUCAUGUAAAAACAGGCCCCACAAAUAAUCCAGAGAUGCAUUUUAAAUAAAAGGACACAUUCUACUCAUGUAAAAACACGCUGAUUCCCAGACCGUCUGCAGGCCAGAUUUAGAAGGUGAUUGGGCUGGAUCCGGCCCCCGGGCCUUAGUUUGCCUACCCAUGCCCUACCAAUCAGUGCAGACCAAUGGUCAUCAACCAGUCCAGACCUGAGACUCCCACAUUCACGUAUCCACUUUCGAUUUAUGCUUAAUAGCACUAGCAAGGCACAUUGUUAAUCUCAAAAUAGCAAUUCACAGGGCUAUGUACAGGGGGCUGCCUUAGCAUUGCCACUAAAUGAAAAGCCGCAAGGAACUUCCCCUCUGACCUAACCCUGUGUCCAGUGCUGGAUUUACAUAUAAUCUAAACAAGCUAUAGCUUAGGGCCCCACUCUCUUGGGAGCUCCCCAAAAAAUUAAAGGGAAAAAGCUGGAUGUACAUUUCCAAAAUAGAAGAUAAAAAACAAAUAAAAUAAAACCUACAUACAGCAACAGUGUUUUGUGUUGUGUAGGCUCCUAUGAUGUAAGUAAUGGGCCCUGUCUGCUAGCCUGCUCCCUAAAACAUAACUGGUUUGCUCAUUUCUCUAUAUAGGGUGCCUACAUUCUGCAUGUGCAAAUGGCUUUAGAUACCUGUUAGGUCCAUAAAUUACCAUAUAGCAUAUAUUCAACACAAAAAACAGCAACUAUUUGUUGUUGACAAAGGACAGCUGGACAUAUAAAGGGCCCCAUUACCUUCAGUCCUUCAGUAAUUUAGGGCCUCAUCAAACCUAAAUCUGGCCCUGCCUGUGCCUGGUUGCAGGGAGAGGGAUGAGUGUGAUGUGGCAUGCCUCAUCCAUCUAAGUCUCACCUGCUACAGCCAAGCUCCUGCCAUCACUUUUUGGGCCCCCGGCUAUUGCUAUGAAAAGCAACUGCUGGGCAUCCAAGCUACCCACUACAGUGGGCCCUUAUUCAGUCUCGUCCCCAGCAUAUUUCUAUUCUGGGAGAAGUCUAAAAAGCCACAGAAAUGGACUAAAACAUGAGCAGAGAGUGUCCCUGCUCCAGAGACACAUAUAGACUGGCAGGGCUAUAGGAAGGAAUACGGCUGGCCAGAAAUAAGUUUCUUUUUGAAAAAGGCUCUUGCCUUUCUCCUGCCAUUUUGUUACAACAAUUUAAAAUUCAAUCUUAAAUACAGUUAAAGCACAUUAUUGUCCCAGGAAUAGAGUGGCCCUCCCCCACUCCCUUAUCUGCUUGGAAAAGCAAGAGGCGCUCAGUGAAACGAACCGGCCUUUUCCAUCUCUGAUUUCUAUGGCCAUUCAGACAGAAGAAGGGGAAACGUUGAAUGAUCUCCUGGCUGACCCUCUCAUGUGUCGCUCUGGCAGAGCACAAAGGGGCCUUCUCUUUGCGAUAUACACUUGGAGCUCCUGGGCCCUUGUCCCUUAUUUGCUUCCUUGGCUGACAGUUCUUUUCCUGCUGCAUCCUAUAAUUAACUUUGCUUCCUCUUGGCAUGGGGACUCGCCCACCCUUUCCUUCACCCCUUGCCGCUCCGACUCCAUCACCUCCGAUUCCUGGCAGAGGCUGCUUUCACUUGAUUCUUUGGGAGAGACGGUUCCUGGAAGACAUUUCCAAAGGUCAUCCUUCCUUGCUAGCUUUGCUUGCCUCCUUCCUUCUUUCAGUUUCCCUCUCUACAGGCAGCUACAAGGCCCAUCCAAUCUCCCUUUAAAUCCAUAAAAUCUCUCCUAGGAAAUCCUGAAAACAUUUCAAGCACUGCUGGGGGGGGGGGGCAAACUUAAUGAACUGGCGCACGCACACACACACACACACACACACACCUGCUCCUUGCAUAGGUUCCCUCCAUAUGGCCCAUUUCCCAUGCAGAUAUAUAAAAAUUUGCAUUUGCCACUGCCCCCCUUUAAAAAAAAAUAAUUGCAUUUUAUUUAUUUGUUAACAUUAUUAUAUUACAUCAGUAAACGUUGUCAUAUUACUUUACAGGACUUACUAUAAUAUAAUUCCCAACGUGUAUACAAAAAUUAUAUACAAAUUUUAUAUACCUAGAAAGAAAAUGAAACAAAAAAGAAAGAAAGAACAAAGAGAAAAAACAAAAACAAUUUCCCCCCCAAAAAUCAUAUACAUACCAACACACUAGACUUCCUGUCUUUCCCAUUGUAUAUUCCUUUUUUUACAAAUGAAUGUACUCUUAUUAUUUUAUAUUUCUUUACAUAUUAUUUAAUACAUUCCUAUAUCAAUAAGUGCUCUUAGUCUUAUUUCUCAACUCAGUCUCACUCCAACGUUAAUCAAAUGCUAGCAUAGAUAGCAAACCUUUACUGUAUUUUUCAACAUAUGGUUUAUAUCUAUCCCACUUUUCCAUAAAUUUUUGUUUUGAAUUGCUUCUCAGGGUAUUUGUUAACUGCACCAUUUCAACAAAUUCUUGUAGCUUGUAAUGCCAGUCCGUUAUUGUCGGGGCUUCUUGUUCCUUCCACCCCUUUGCCAACAAAGUCCGAGCUGCAGCCAUUGCAUAUAAGAAUACCUUCCUAAAAAGCAUUGUUGGCAGGGACAUCCCAAAGGCCUUUAGGGGCCCCCUAUCCUAUCACUUGAUCCUGUUCUGGUCUAGGACAUUACACUGAAUGAACACACAGACAUUCCUUUUCAGGCUAUAGCUGUGCACAUGUGUGAAGAAGCUUUAAAGUGGGCAUGGAGGUGUCUCCAUACAGGCAUUUACUUUGGACUUGGUGCUGCUCGUUCCUGCACUUUUUUAUAGUUUAAAAACUGUGGGAUGUGAUACAUAAGUAGCAGUCAAGUACAACAUUCCUUGUUUUCCUAGAGUUGGACAUGCAGGGGAAUGUUUGGUCCAGCCAGUUAAAAACUUCCUGUUUCCUCCUGGCUAGGACAUAGUUCCUUUGCAUGUGACUAGAGGUGGGCAUGACCUUACCUGCCCAGGUAACAAAAGGACAAGGCACACAGCACAUACCCUCUCUUUGACUUCCUCCAUUGUUGGAGCAGCAGCUUUUAGCUAGAAUUGCUCUGUUGGCUCUCAGCCAACAGAGGACACUGGGACUAUCUCCAUAUGGCACAGAUCCAUAUGUAUAUACUUUGUAACUAAGUCUGCCUUCAGGGAUCCAACUGUGAAAUGAAGAUGUGAGUAAACUUAUUUUAUAUACUUUACACAAGACUGUAGCGUGUUUAUUCUUUUAAGGGAACUUACCAGGAAUCUAAUAUUGAGAGGCUUAAACAAGCCUGCAACCAGCUAUCUGCUGUGCGUUUAAAAGGGGAAUGUAAAACUCUGCUAAAUUAUAGAACUUGCUAGCGCAAAUUGGGAAGGAUAUGAAUAAACAAUAUAUCCUCUCCUUCCUCCCUGAACAUUCCCACAAAAAACCACAAUGGAGGAGAGACCAUCACCUUCGACUGUGAAACAACUCUUAAUGUCAGAAAGUUAUUCCUAAUAUUUAGUCAGACUCUUCUUUCUUGUAACUUGAAUCCAUUGGUUUGGGUCCUGUCCUCCAGAGCAGGAGAAACCAAGCUUGCUGUAUCUUCCAUGUAUCUGCCCGUUCAAUAUUUGAAGAUAGCUACCCUAUCACCUCGGGGACGCGGGUGGCGCUGUGGGUUAAACCACAGAGCCUAGGACUUGCCGAUCAGAAGGUUGGUGGUUCGAAUCCCCCCGAAGGGGUGAGCUCCUGUUGCUUGGUCCCAGCUCCUGCCAACCUAGCAGUUCAAAAGCACAUCAAAGUGCAAGUAGAUAAAUAGGUACCACUCCGGCGGGAAGGUAAACGGCGUUUCCGUGUGCUGCUCUGGUUCGCCAGAAGCAGCUUAGUCCUGCUGGCCACAUGACCCGGAAGCUGUACGCCGGCUCCCUCGGCCAAUAAAGUGAGAUGAGCGCCGCGACCCCAGAGUCGGCCACGUCUGGACCUAAUGGUCAGGGGUCCCUUUACCUUUACCUUACCCUAUCACCUCUCAAGUAUUCUCUUCUCCAGGCUAAACAUACCCAACUCCCUGAACUGUUCUUCAUAAGGCUUGAUCUUCAAACCUUUUAUCAUCUCAGCUGCCCUCCUCUGCACACCUUCCAGCUUGUCAACAUCCUUCCUAAAAUGUGAUGCCCAGAACUGGGCACACGACUCCAAGGGGAGCCUGACCAAGGAAGAAUACAAUGGUGUCUGCAUGAAGAUACAAUCUCAUACUUCCCCACCCUACCCCAUUUAAUCCGGAUUUACUGUUUCUGUGCUGUUUCUUUACUUAUUGGAUUUUCCACAGGAACAUUAAAUCCAGAUUAAACGGAAAAUAAUAUGGGGUGUUAUUUCGAUGAGGUUGAUGUUGUGUGGAUGAUGUGCAAAGCUUGCUUGGGUUAAUAAAUAAAUGUUCACUGUAUUCCUUUCGAUGCCUGCAGAAAACAUUUUUGUUUAGGCAAAGCCUAUCCAGACAAGUUGAAGUUCCAUGUGUUUCAUUCCUUGUUAGUUAGCGCUGAUUUCAGUUAUCUUUUUAAAUAUUUAAAAAGCCUGCUUCUAACAAACCUGUUUUUAAUCAAGAAUGUCAAUGUCUUAUUUUAUAUUGUUGUAAGGUGUUUAGAAGGUUUUUCAUUAUUUAAUCAAUAAAACUAAUUGCAUAUAUAAAUAAAUUUCUAUGCUGUUUGGAUAGGCCUAAUCUUAUAAUUCCCAGGAGAAAAGCUGGGUUUUUUAACGGAUGUUAUCUUAAACAUCUUUUUCAAUUCAUUUUAUAUCAUUUCCCAGUAAACUUUAACCUUUUUACAAGGUUUGUCUCCCAUUCCAAUAACACCUUAUACAUUUUAGACAUCACUUUAACAUUACAAUUUAACAGGUCUCUUUCUAAUUGUGAUAGUUGUUCCCCCAAACCCUCACGUCAUAUCCUUUUAAAACAUUUCAUUCAAAUGAUAAUAAUAUAAUCAUGAUGUUAACAUUCCAGGUAAAUCCUUAAACUCUUUUAGUUUAAAGUCUCCACCCUCCUCUCUUAGCAAAUUUCUAUAAGUUGCCUAGCUUUCCAUCAUAUUUUUCUUUUUCACUGCUAUGGCUUCCAAAGGUAAAAGCCAAAGUGGUGUUUUAAUUUCCAAUAAAUGUUUAUAUUUGUCCCAUAUUCUAUAUAAUUUUUUCCUAAUUAUAUGGUUUGCAAAACCUUUAUGUACUUUCACCUUUUCAUACCACAAUAAGCGUGCCAACUAAAAAUAUUAUCAUGACCUUCCAAAUCUAAAAUAUGCUGAUUCUUCAAUAGCAACCAUUCCUUUAACCAGCACAGACAAGAUGCUUCAUAAUAUAAUCUCAUAUCCAGCAGGGAGAAACCUCUUCUCUCUUUUGUGUGUUUCAGUAUUUUAUAUUUCAUUCUCGGUUUUUCCCCUUGCCAGAUAUAUUUAGAAAUAUAUUUUUGCCAUUUGUUGAAGCAAUCUGUCUUGCUGAUCACCGGUAUUGAUUGAAAGAAAAAUAACAUUCUUGGUAAUACAUUUGUCUUUAUGGUCGACACUCUGCCCAGCAACGAAGGUUUAAUUCUACCCCAUAUUUGCAAAUUUCUUUUAAUGUCCUUCUGGGUUCUCAGAUAGUUAUCUUAAUAUAGAUUUAUAUUCUUUGCUGUUAAUCAUACACCUUCUUUUCAAUCUUUAGACCUGAUAUGUUUUGUAAUUCAUUUUUACUCUCAUCAUUCAUGUUUUUUACCAAGAGCUUGGUUUUAUCUUUAAUAAUUUUAAGACCUGGUAUUUCUCAAAGAAAAUUUAUCUCUUCUAAUGCUUUCAGAAUUGACUCUAGUGGUUCUUCUACAGAUAUCACCAUGUCAUCUGCAAAAGCUUUUAAUUUGUAUUGUCUCUGUCCCACUCUUAUUCCUUUAAUUUCUUGAUUACAUCUUAAUCUUUGCACCAAAACUUCUAAAACUCAUGUGAACAAUAAAAGUGACAGCGGACAACCUUGUCUAGUUUAGUUUACUUACAAUUCUCAGUCAAUACGUUAUUUACUAUUAAUUUUGCUGAUGGUUUUGCAUAUAUUGCCUUAAGUUCUUUUAUAAAAGUUUCUCCACAGUUCAUAUAUUCCGAAAUUUUAAACAUAAACUCCCAGGAGACAUUAUCAAAUGCUUUCUCUGCAUCUAAAAACAUCAAGCCUGCUUGUUUUUCAUUUCUCACUUCUAAAUAUUCUAUUACAUCAAUUAUAUUUCUGAUAUUAUCUUUCAUUUGUCUUCCUGGCAAGAAUCUGGCCUAAUCUUGAUGUAUUACCUCUUUUAAUACAGCUUUCAACCUAUUGGCUAAUAUAUCUGCAAAAAGUUUAUAAUCAUUAUUCAACAAAGAUAUAGGUCAAUAGUUUUUAACCAGCUCUGGAUCUCUAUCUUGCUUAGGGAUCAAAGUUAUAUAAGCACUCUUUCAGGAUUCUGGCAGCUUCCCUGUAUUUGGCUGACUGACCAAACCCAAAGGGUGCUCAUCAAUGGUUCCUCUUCAUCCUGGAGAAGAGUGACUAGUGGGGUGCCACAGGGUUCUGUCUUGGGCCCGGUCUUAUUCAACAUCUUUAUCAAUGACUUGGAUGAUGGACUCUAGGGCAUCCUGAUCAAAUUUGCAGAUGACACCAAACUGGGAGGGGUGGCUAACACCCCAGAGGACAGGAUCACACUUCAAAACGACCUUGACAGAUUAGAGAACUGGGCCAAAACAAACAAGAUGAAUUUUAACAGGGAGAAAUGUAAAGUAUUGCACUUGGGCAAAAAAAAUGAGAGGCAGAAAUACAAGAUGGGUGACACCUGGCUUGAGAGCAGUACAUGUGAAAAGGAUCUAGGAGUCUUGGUUGACCACAAACUUGACAUGAGCCAACAGUGUGACGCGGCAGCUAAAAAGCCAAUGCAAUUCUGGGCCUCAUCAAUAGGAGUAUAGCAUCUAGAUCAAGGGAAGUAAUAGUGCCACUGUAUUCUGCUCUGGUCAGACCUCACCUGGAGUACUGUGUCCAGUUCUGGGCACCACAGUUCAAGAAGGACACUGACAAACUGGAACAUGUCCAGAGGAGGGCAACCGAAAUGGUCAAAGGCCUGGAAACGAUUCCUUAUGAGGAACGGCUAAGGGAGCUGGGCAUGUUUAGCCUGAAGAAGAGGAGGUUAAGGGGUGAUAUGAUAGCCAUGUUCAAAUAUAUAAAAGGAUGUCACAUAGAGGAGGGAGGAAGGUUGUUUGCUGCUGCUCCAGAGAAGCGGACACGGAGCAAUGGAUCCAAACUACAAGAAAGAAGAUUCCACCUAAACAUUAGGAAGAACUUCCUGACAGUAAGAGCUGUUCGACAGUGGAAUUUGCUGCCAAGGAGUGUGGUGGAGUCUCCUCCUUUGGAGGUCUUUAAGCAGAGGCUUGACAACCAUAUGUCAGGAGUGCUCUGAUGGUGUUUCCUGCUUGGCAGGGGGUUGGACUCGAUGGCCCUUGUGGUCUCUUCCAACUCUAUGAUUCUAUGAUUCUAUGAUUGAUUCUAUAUUCAUAAUGUCCUUUAAAUGUUUUAUUAGAUAAUCUUGUAACUUGUUAUAAUAUGCCUUUCCUAAUUUUGCCUGUAAAAGUACUUGCUCCAAUUUCAUCAUUGUCACUGGUCCAUUCAAAGAUGUCAUUUUAUCUUUUGAUAUCCUGUUCACUAUCUUCUACAUAUUUACUCAUUUUUUCUGAGUUACCCUAUUUGGCUCGAUAUAGUUCUUUAUAAAAACUCACAAACUGGUUUCUUAUUUCUUUAGGUUUUUCCCCUACUCUUCUUUCUAUACGUAUUUUAUUAAUACAGGUUUUUUCUUUAUUUGCCAAGCUAGUAGUUUCCCUGACUUGUUAGCCUGUUCAAAUUGUUUCUGUUUUAAAUAUUUAAUUUUCCAUUCUAUUUCCUGAUUUAUUAUCAUUGCAUAUUGCGUUUGCAAUAUCUUAAUGUCCUGUUUCACUAUCACUUUUCGUGGGGAAUUUAUUCAUUCUUUUUCUUUCUUUUUUAUUCCUUGAAAAAAUCCUUGUUUUUCUGCUCUCUUAUCUUUCUUUGGUACACACUUUGCUAUAGAAAAAAGCCCCACAUUACCACUUUACCCGCAUCCCAAACCACCUUUAAAUCUGUCAUUUGGUUUAAAUUAAUUUCAAAAUAAUCCUUUGAUUUGUUUGCCCCUUUUUCUAAUAUUUCUUGAUCAUUUAAUUUCUGCAAGGAAUUUCUUACAGAUCCUGUCCACAUUCCAUAUUCUUGAACAGAUCCACCUCUAGGGAUGGGUGAAUCUUUCCAUUUCAGUUUUUCUCUAUUUCUCAUUUCUUCAAUCCUAAAUUAGGUUUUCAAAACUUCAAUUUAUGAUUUUUUUUCUUUAAAAGGUUCUCAUGAAAAUUCACCAGUGUCUUCAUGCAUAUUUCUCCUUGCAUGUUCAUGUUUCUUUGCAAUUUUGCCUAAAAUGCAAAUUUUUUGCAUGUUAUUUCCAUGAACAGAUGAAUUUUUACACACAUGUAUUGGCUGGAGAAUUGUAAUGCAAGAUUCACAGAACUGUGCAAAUUUCAAAGGAUGGCUGUGUUAUGAUUCACACUUCAUUUUGGGAAAUGGGAAUUGGGUUGGCUUUUCUUUAAAUACAAAAGGAAUUGACUUUCUCCUCCAUCCCUACCAACCUUGCAAUGAUUAUUCACUCAUCAGCUAUAGUGUUCUCAUUUUCUAGCAGGGAAAAAACAAAAUAAUUUUGACCUGAUCUUGGUCCUACAUUUCCUGGAAUGAAAAAGGGUUGGGAUUCCUCUUUGCCUGCUUCCAAACACAACAAUGGUUGAGUUUCCUCUUCUCUGAACAGAAUUUCAUGUUCCAAAAGAAGGUGCUUUCUGCCUGACUGAAGGACUGAAGGAGUCCUGUUGACUGAAAGACCCCAAUGAACAGAUGCACAGAAAACUGCUGAAAUGCCAGCUUCUGUCUGAUAGUGUGAAGUAUGUCAACUGAAGGGGAGGAACCACCAGGCAUGCAGGAAGUGGUAGGAGAUAAGAGGCUCAGCAUUCGAGACAUUCAUGAGCAGAGUUGUGCAAAACUGCAACAGGAAAAGGAGGAUGCAAAACUGUAGCUCUGCAUCCCUGAUACAGACUGGUGGUCUGGAUUGUUGGAAAACAGCUCCUUACAUGGUUUUGCUUCCCUGCAACGUGAGUUGGGGUGAAGGUAAUAGAGACGAUCAACACGACUGUACGGAAUAAUCUCAAAUUUGCAGAGGAAAAGAUCUUUUUGAAUGAUAUACCCAAUACAUGGAAUCUAACAAAGGGACAAUAGGAAUGGAUUCCUCACCCUUAAAAGGUACCCCUGCCCGUACGGGCCAGUCGUGUCUGACUCUAGGGUUGUGCGCCCAUCUCACUUAAGAGGCCGGGGGCCAGCGCUGUUACUACGGCAAAAACACAGGUAUCGAUGAACUGGAAAAAUAAAAAUGCAGCUGGAUUGAACUGGAUUGAAGAUAUCUACAAACUCGCUACACAUGAACAAGUUGGGUGCAAACGUAGACUUGCUGCGGACAAAUUCAAUGAUAUUUGGAAUUCGUUUUUAUAAAUAUUGUAUUAGGUUAAGGUCUGGUUAACUACAAUAGCUUUUUGGUGUCUUAUCUUGCUCUGUGCACUUGUAAUUAUGUACUUUUUAUCGUUCAAUAAAGAACACACACACACACACACGAGUUUGGGUUUAUAGUGAAAGCACCUUUUUUGAGUUAACUGGAGCAUGGUGCCUUUGCUGGGAUUCUCCCCCUUCAGUCGGCCAGUUCCUGCUCCUGGCAGCAGCACCCAGAGCAGAUCCUCACUUCAAAGCAGAGGCUUCUCUGGUCCAAUUCAGCCUUCAGCAGAACUGGCUCCUGGCUGACUUUCGGGAAGUUCUCUGGAACGGAAGUUCUGGGCAGCAUGACCUUGGAACAAUGCGGUGUGCGCGCAGGGAGAGGGGUCUCUGGCUGUGUCUCUUGGUCGUCACUUUGUUCCAGUGUGCUGUGGGAAAUGAUGCAACUGGCAGGCUCCUCGGUGGUUGAGGCAAGUGGGGUGGAAUGAAGGAUUUCAUGCCGCAGCCCUGUGGCAAAGAGGACUACAAAGGCCUGGAAGCAGAUUCCUUUGGCCAUAUUUGCAGCCCACGCUUCUCAUCUGAAUGCUUUCAAAGCUAGCCAGCCACUAGUGUUUUGGGUUUUUUGCCAGAAUCAUUCUUUCUUAAAAUAAAAAAUAGUCCCAUUAUUUUAUAUACAACAGGGCAGCAUAACUGAAGUUAUCUGAUGAUCCUUUUUCUGUGGAGGCCAGAGUGAUCACCAGCAGGUGGACAGUGGUGACUGGUGGCAGUUGGGGCAGUAGCUGGAGCCAGAGCCAAAGAUAGGCGGAACCAACCAAUUCUAGGUUUGCUCCCAUCCUGCUCCCUGCUGAGUUCUAGAAGGGCAACACUGAAUGAAACGAAGCCGGCAAUCACUCCCUCUGAAAUGGCUAUGUGUCUGGAGGCGGUUGGAGGAUGGAUGGCAGCUAACAGAUUGUGAUUGAAUCCUGACAAGACAGAAGUACUGUUUUGGGGGGACAGGAGGUGGGCAGGUGUGGAGGACUCCCUGGUCCUGAAUGGGGUAACUGUGCCCCUGAAGGACCAGGUGCGCAGCCUGGGAGUCAUUUUGGACUCACAGCUGUCCAUGGAGGCACAGGUCAGUUCUGUGUCAGGGCAGCUGUUUACCAGCUCCAUCUGAUACACAGGCUGAGACCCUACCUGCCUGCAGACUGUCUCGCCAGAGUGGUGCAUGCUCUGGUUAUCUCCCGCUUGGACUACUGCAAUACGCUCUAUGUGGGGCUACCUUUGAAGGUGACCCAGAAACUACAACUAAUCCAGAACGUGGCAGCUAGACUGGUGACUGGGAGCGGCCGCCAAGACCACAUAACACCGGUCUUGAAAGACCUACAUUGGCUCCCAGUACGUUUCCGAGCACAAUUCAAAGUGUUGGUGCUGACCUUUAAAGCCCUAAACGGCCUCAGCCCAGAAUACCUGAAGGAGCGUCUCCACCCCCAUCGUUCUACCCAGACAGUGAGGUCCAGUGCCGAGGGCCUUCUGGCGUUUCCCUCACUGCGAGAAGCCAAGUUACAGGGAACCAGGCAGAGGGCCUUCUCGGUAGUGGUGCCCUCCCUGUGGAACGCCCUCCCACCAGAUGUCAAAGAGAACAACAACUACCAGACUUGUAGAAGACAUCUGAAGGCAGCCCUGUUUAGGGAAGCUUUUAAUGUUUGAUGUAUUACUUUAUUUUAAUAUUUUUUUGGAAGCCGCCCAGAGUGACGGGGGAAGCCCAGCCAGAUGGGUGGGGUAUAAAUAAUAUAUGAUGAUGAUGAUGAUGAUGAUGAUGAUGUUGGAAGGUAGGCAGGUGAGUCAGUGCACUAAUGGACUAACCUCCAUUGUCGGCAGGUAAGGUAUAGCCCAGUGAUGGGUGGACUAAACAGAGGGUUGAGAACCCCUCCCUCCUUCCCUCUUCCAAUUACCCCUUCCCUACUUGGUAGUUUCCUUCCUUCCAACCCAGUUCAACUGAGGCCAAAGCCUAAUGGAGGCUGCAAAUUGUCCACCCUCAGUUUUUAUUGCACCAUCUGUGUCCCACAGCACUUGUGAGUUGUUGCUAUCCCUCUGUCUUGGGAGACAAUGGAAGACUGUGCCUUGGCGUAAAGUCAAACUGUUGGAGAGUUACAGCGCCUGGUGUGACUGCAGAUAUAUGAGGGAGACAUGUUUUGUUGCAUCUGGGGAAAAUGAAGGCGUCCGGUUCUGCUGUUGCAGGUGUAUCACUGCGUUUCUUCUUCCUGGGCUCCUCCCAGUGGUCAUUCCUCCUCUGGUCACUGUUGUCGUCUGCAAGGGAUUCCCACAGGGCAGGGGUGAUGUACACAUAUUUCUCCACUCCCUAGGAAUCCACAAUUUGAAAGAGCAGCAGUGAAGCAAACAAAGGGAGGGAGAGCCAGACUAAGGGGGGAAAGGAAGAGUGUCGGUAAAUGGCCUCUUGUAACCACACAUCUCAUCUGUUUUGGCUCUGAAUCUGUUCCCUUUCCCCACCAUUUCGUCUUCCUAGAUGGAUCAGUUUGGAGUUAGGAGCUGGGGCGAGGGAUGUUUAAUGGCUGAUGAGGAUGGAGACACACAUGACUAUUUGUUUUAAAAGGGUGUGUGGGUGUCUAGCUGCAGGCAGGAUGCAAAACACUUUUUUCUUCCUUCUGGCACACAGUGACUCCAGUGAUGGCUCUAUAAUUCAUGAUUGCCCUAUUGUCCCAGUCAGAGCUCUUUGCAGAAUGGUGUUUGGGUAAGAUGAGGAUGUGGGAAUCACUCACUCUGACUCAGCCAUAGUUUUGUGGCUGCUUAAUCAGAGUGAAGCAUCUACAGGAGACUUUGCCGCACAGAGGUUCAGGGUCUUGCCUCAAGGAGCUCCCCUCCCCGCCUGCCCUGCAUGCCCUUACUAGCAAGAAUUAGGUUGGUUUUCAUCUGAUCUGUUUAUUAUAACUCUCCUUGCUUUGUUUGCAGAAAAUGUGCAGGCAGAUUAGACAGUAUAAGCGAAUCAUUGAGCAUUAAGAAUGGACAGAUCUGUCCCUUUUGGUGCUCUAGGUUUCUCAUUUCCCCAAUCUGAAAUUCAUUUCUCUGUAUUUCUGCAGCACUUUGAAUUUUUUUUUUUUAAAUCCUCACAAAAAUUUGUCAGCAUUUUCAUGCAAUGUCUCCUAAUAAAUGAUUUUUAGAUUUAGAUAUAACUGACCUUUUUUUUUUGCACGCAAUCUCUUAUAAUAAAGUGCUGUUUUUUAAUGCUAUUUCCACUGUUUCCUCCAAAUAGACACAUUUUUCUACAUAUUGUCUGAUUGGAGAACUGCUUUGCAAAAUUCAGAGAUUUCAAAAGAUAGCUGUGCUUUGAUGCAGGGAUUGGUUCAAGAAGUGUGAGUUAGAUAUUUUCUCAUUAAAAUGGAAACAAAAUGAAUUUUCUCUUCCAUCCCCAUUGAGCAUUGAUUCUGAAUUGUUUGCUGGAAAGUUAGAUGACUUUGCAUCAAGCAAUUUAUAUCCCACACUUCCCAGUGAUUUUAGGACAUGACAGUGUCGUGUGAUUUGGAGUGGGUGCUUUUGCUUAUCUGGUCACCUUUACUGAGUUCCUGGCAUAGCGCUUUGAAACCGCAGAUUCCCAUCCGCCCUCCCACUCGCUGGCCUGCAAUGGCACAUACCAGAGCUGUCAGUAAUGCUUGUGUAACAUCUGGUGGGCCAGCAAAUGUGUCAUAUGCUCGCAAGCCAGCUAUAAAGCAGGACUGAACAAAGAGUAAGAGAGAGACACAGCAAGAAAUGUUUCCAAAUGCAUCCCACCCCCCACCCUCUGCUCUAUUCAUCUACACCUCCUUUCCAUAUUCAAGUCUGUACUGGAAGGAAGCUCAUCCAUGCAGACAUUAAUGGUCCAUCUAAGAUGAUUCACAGAGGACAUGCAAGGCCAUUCCAGCACGUGAAGGCUCCUCUUUGCCUCAUCUGCUCUCUCUCAUUCUAGAUUCUCAGGGAUGGACUGGGCUUUGGAAGGUCAUUUCCUCAGAUUCAGGGGAAGGCAUCCUGUUAGGGUCCUGGAUCUGGUCCCAUAGGCCCUGGUGGCCCAGGAGCUUCUUCUGGAGGGUCCUCUCAUACAUCCCAGUGGUCUCCUGAUCUCCAGCAGUCAACUCGGAGCCCUGAACGUGGUCCAGUUCCUUAACUGGUGCCUCUGCAGCCUCCAGUUCUUGUGUCUGUGUUGCUGCUGGAUUGUGGGCAUAUGAAAAGAUAUACAGGUAACUCCCAUUUUAGGCAUGGCCUACAUUGGUGCAAUCGUGCACACAUGUACAGCGCCGAACCUGAAAAUGACCUGGAAACAUCAUCACUGAAACGUCACUAAAAGGGCGGACUGGAGGGCAGGGCAGGUGUUGGCAGGUUUCUGCAAUGGGUUUCCGAUUUCAUGUGAUUUCACACAAACACGCAAGGACCUGGAACGCAACCCACUCGCAAAUGGGGUGUUUCCUGUACAGUGGUACCUCGGGUUAAGAACUUUAUUCAUUCUGGAGGUCCGUUCUUAACCUGAAACUGAGGUACAGUACCACUUUAGCUAAUGGGGCCUCCCGCUGCUGCCAUGCCGCCGCCACGUGAUUUCUGUUCUCACCCUGAAGCAAAGUUCUUAACCCAAGGUACUAUUUCUGGGUUAGCGGAGUCUGCAACCUGAAGCGUCUGUAACCCGAGGUACCACUGUAUAUAUUUUCAGAUGCCCUGAAUCCAGCAGCAAUUUAUAUCACACACACACACACACACACACAUAUAUACAAACACACACACAACUCAAAUUCCCAAUAUAGGGAGUAGAGCUUUAACUCUUUGCCCCCAGCUAUGAUCCCAAUAUAGAUCUCUGCCCCCACCCAGCCAGUCGAUUGACCUAAGGGGAAUAAGUUCACAUUGCGGUGAAUGGAAUCCCCCCCCCCCCCAAUUCAAAUAACCAGCAUGGAAGAAUCUGAAUUGAGGCACAAAGAGUUAAAGUUUUCCCCAACACACACACACACACACACACACACACACACCAAGCUACAGUCCUAAUCUGGAUCUGGCCCUCCGCACUGGCAGUUUGAGUAACCCUCUCCCCCCUCCCCUCAUUUAAGUUACAGAGCUGGCUUGUCAUCUAGGUUGCCCAUUCAGUUCCAUGGAGGAUUAGAAUGCGUGAACAUGGGCCUGAGGCUUUCCUUGUUAAAGUGAAGUGAGAGCCAUAAAACGAAUAAGAGCAGAAUGCAUUGCAACAGGUCUUGGUGUUCCUGGCCUGCCUGCUGAAAUGACAGCUGGGGCUUGCGGGAGGGGGAAGCCGUGCGUGCAAAUCUGCCCGUUAUAAAACAGGGACUUAUUGAUCAGACCCUUCCUACAAAGUGCUGGGCAAAGGCUGGUAGUUUGUUAAUCCAGGGUCUUAAUGGGGAGAGGGAGAUUGCAAAUUAAUUUGGAUUACAUGGCUGAGAGCACGAGGGGAUUUGUUUUCUGAGUUGUUUGGAGCCGAAAGAGAAAAGGGGGGAAUUUGGUGGCCAUAGCUGGUAGCUAAAUCUCUCUUCAUUUCUUGGGCAUCAGACAUUUGGGUCGCAUGUAUGGCUGGGGGGGAAAUGGGGAUUCAUUUGCAUUUAAAGGUGAGCUUCCCAGAUUCACACUUCCUGAAGCAGCACAUGAACCGAAACACAGGCAUCCUUCUAAAUUUGAAGGACGUUGCAAGGCCAAGUAAGGCGCACAGUAAUGCAUACACUGGAGUAAAGUGUGCAUUAAAAUGCAUACGUCAGUGAAAAUAACAUGCAAAGGUGUGUUGUAUUAGAGGAAUGUGCUUACAAAAUGCACAUAUUAGGCAAAACAGCCUACAAAAAUAUCUGGAGAAAUUGGCUGGUGAAUUUUCAUGACAACCUAAAAAUAAUAAUAAAAUUGCAAACUAAUGUGGAAAACUGAGAAACAGAGAACUGAAAUUGCCAGAGUUACCUGUCCCCAGCCGCAGGAGACAGAAAGAGAGGGUUUUGUCAUCUGUGGAUCCGGAAACUGUGGCCCUCCAGAUGUUGCUGGACUCCAACUGCCCUCAGCCUAAGUCCUGUCCAGAUUGGUGGAGGGUUGGUUUUGCUUUUGCAUAUUCUGUAACAUGUCGACAAUUCUGUUAUAGUGCAUUUAGUGGUGGAUUUAUACUGGACCAUCCAUCAUUCCGCUUUAUUAAUUGAUCUGCAUGGCUUACCCAAGUGAAGCUUGGAUUAUUGCCAUCUGGAGCAGCACUUUUGCACUUUGCGUAACAAAGGAGGGAAGAAGAAACUGGAACAUUGGCAGUACUGUAGAAAAAGUUCCAGGAUUUCAACAGAGCCAUUGGCUACACUUGCUGAGGCUGAUAGGAAUUGCUGUUCAGCAACAUCUGGAGGGCCAAAGGUUCCCUUCACCUGGUUUAAUCAAUAAAGCAAUACCUCUUUUUGCAAAGUGGUAAAGGUAAAGGGCCCCCUGACCAUUAGGUCCAGUCGUGGCCGACUCUGGGGUUGCGGUGCUCAUCUCGCUUUAUUGGCCGAGGGAGCUUCCGGGUCAUGUGGCCAGCAUGACUAAGCCGCUUCUGGCGAACCAGAGCAGCGCACGGAAAUGCCGUUUACCUUCCCGCCGGAGCGGUACCUAUUUUUCUACUUGCACUUUGAAGUGCUUUCGAACUGCUAGGUUGGCAGGAGCAGGGACAGAGCAAUGGGGGCUCACUCCAUCACGGGGAUUCGAACCGCCGACCUUCUGAUCAGCAAGUCCUAGGCUCUGUGGUUUAACCCACAGCGCCACCUGCAUCCCUUUUUUGCAAAGUGGUAUUUCCCCCCCAAAAAGUUGUCUUCCUUGUUGUUUCUUAUGAUGUGCAAUUGCUUAAUAUGGUUUCCUCCCCCUUCAUUAUAGCCAAUGUCCGUUCUUGAUAUUACAGUGGUACCUUGGUUCUCAAACUUAAUCCGUUCUGGAAGUCCGUUCCAAAACCAAAGCGUUCCAAAACCAAGGCACAUUUUCUCAUAGAAAGUAAUGCAAAACAGAUUAAUCCGCUACAGACUUUUAAAAACAACCCCUAAAACAGCAAUUUAACAUGACAUUUACUAUAUAACGAGACCAUUGAUCCAUAAAAUGAAGCAAUAAUCAAUGUACUGUACUAUAAAAUAAAUAAGACAGUAUUGUAGAUGAUAAAAAUAGAAAGUAAUUUUUUAUUUUUUAAUAACCAGAACACUUAACUUCCGGGUUUUCAGCAUUUGGGAACCAAGGUACCACUGUACUGUUCUUCAAAAUAGUCCAGUAUUUCACUCUGGCAAUAAUAAGUCUUGCUGCCUUUGUAAGAAGGUUAGUAAGGGAAGCGUCUAGGCUUUGCAGGUCCACCACAAGGAACUUUUGACCAUUCAUUUAGUUGCAGUGUGCAUGGAGAUAGCCUGGAACCAGUGCACAACUGAUGGUCUGAACAUUGAAUUGUGGUACAUGAGGAUCUGGUCAAUAGCAUUGGCUGAAAAACUGACAUGCCAGAUAUGAACAGCCAAUAAGAAUUCAAACCCCUUUAAUAUCUUCAAUACUUGGUAAUCAUUCCUUGACUUCAUACAACAUGAGGACAGUGUUCAGAAUCUGCCUUUGACUCAUGGCAAUCUGUGGAGAGACCUGCUAAGCGAACUUCAGGAAUAAGACAAUGACACUGUGGGUUUGUUUGUUUUUUAAUGUUGUUUCAUAGUAUUUAUCAUAAAUAUGGAAAAUCAAUAAAAAUAUUUUUAUAGAAAGUAUGGGAAUCAUCUUUUUGAUUGCUUCUCUGCAUUCAAAAACUGAAGGUAGAAAAGUUAGACAUCAAGGAGCAAUCUGAGCUCUCAGUUGAUCCGUUGCUGAAGAUGAUUGCUUAAGGCUGGGCUGGAUAACCAGUGUGUUUCUUGAUGUAAUGAUUCAUGAGUGUAACUUGUUCUUGUUCUCUCUCUUUCUCUCUCCAGGCCCAUACUGUAGCAAUUCAAAUCCUCCACGCACAGUCCUGGUGAUGGACUCCACCCCAGUGACCAUCUUGUUCAACACAACAGCACAUCGUUCGGGACGUGGCUUCCUCCUUUCUUAUGCCAGUGGCAACCAAUCAGGUAAGAGAGAUACACACCUUGCAUUUGGUGCAAAGUUUGAGGUAACUGGGAAAAGUUUUGCCUCUUCAGCCUUCUGCCAGUGGACACUCUCCACUUCCACCUCUGCAUCUCAGUGAGCUCACCCAUAUGUCGCUCUUGCCCUUUGAUGAAUGCCUUUCUAAUUAAAAAUAAAAUAAAAAUAAUUAUGAUAUUUUUAUUUUUAUUUUUUAAGUAUUUGUGGCUGUUCAUAAAAAGGUAAAGGUAAAGGGACCCCUGACCAUAAGGUCCAGUCAUGGCCGACUCUGGGGUUGCGCUGCUCAUCUCGCUUUAUUGGCCGAGGGAGCCGGUGUACAGCUUCCGGGUCAUGUGGCCAGCAUGACUAAGCCGCUUCUGGCGAACCAGAGCAGCACACGGAAAUGCCGUUUACCUUCCUGCUGGAGCGGUACCUAUUUAUCUACUUGCACUUUGACGUGCUUUUGAACUGCUAGUUUGGCAGGAGCAGGGACCAAGCAACGGGAGCUCACCCCGUUGCAGGGAUUCAAACUGCUGACCUUCUGAUCGGCAAGUCCUAGGCUCUGUGGUUUGACCCGCAGCGCCACCCGCGUCCCCGUUCAUACAGUGAAACUAUUCCUCGUAGGGAAAGUGCUCCAGAUCCCUGAUCACUUUAGUUACCCAUUUCUCCUCCUUUGCCAGUUGAAGGACCUGCUGAUGGGAUGUAGGAACCUAGGAAGUUGCCUUACGGCAAGUCAGAACAUGGGUGCGUCUUUCUCAGUCAAUACUGUCUACACUAACUAGCAAUGGCUCUCUGGGGUUUCAAGCAAAGGAAACCCUGGAGUCCUUCCUGGAAAUACCUGGGAUUCAUCAACCUGGGGUCUUCUGCAUGCAAAGUGGAUGCUCUACCACUGAGCUGUGGCCCUUUCCCAAAGGAUGAGAAACACAGGAUGUUGUCUCAGGGCGAGUCACACCAUUGGUCCAUGUAGCUCAGUAUUGUCUACACACUGACUGGCAAUAGCUCUCCAGAGCUGCAAGCUUGGACAUUCCAGGGUUGAACCUGCAAAGCCACAGCCCUUCCCCAAAGCAGUGUAAAUGAGCUAUUGCAUGCAUGAGAAUCAUGCCUUGUGUUUUGACACUGGCAGGCAGAAUGCCAAUGGGAAACAUCUGCAGCUGGCCUUUGCCUUUGAAGGCCCCACACAAGCAGCCAGUCAUUGGGUCUUCCACACCACAAACAUUUGUGAGUCACCAUCCACCGCCACCCCAUCAUCCCUUUGAGAUUUUUUGAGAGGGAUCGUAAGAGGAUAUGAGUUUCUCAGGGUUGAUGAGAAACUUUGGACAUUGGACUGCUUGGUAUUCUUUCUCUUACGAGAACUGGGGGAAAUAACACCCAUUGUGUCCAUCUUGGAACAGACUGCAUUCUUGACAUUUGUUUCUGACCUGCUAUGAGCAUAGCACUGUCAAUCAGAUACUCUUGCCCAAGCAGUUCUCUUCUCUCAGGAACAGAUUCCUAGAACAUGGUUCAUAGGUGUCCAGCUCCCCAUCUACUUCCAUAGAGCUUGUGCUGCUGAAUCUCCUAAUGCAGGGGUAGCUAAUCCAUGACACUCUCCAGAAGAUAGACUCAUAGAGUCAUAGAACUGUCGAGUUGGAAGGGACCCCAAGGGUCAUCUAGUCCAACCCCCUGCAAUGCAGAAAUCUCAGCUAAAGCAUCCAUGACAGAUGGCCACCCAGCCUAUGCUUAAAAACCUCCAAGGAAGAAGAGUCCACAACCUCCCAAGGGAGAUCGUCCCACUAUUGAACAGCUCUUACUGUCCGAAAGUUCUUCCUGGUGUUUAGUUGGAAUCUCCUUUCUUGUAACACGAAGCCAUUGGUUCGAGUCCUACCCUCUAGAGUAGGGGGGGGGGGAAGCAUGCUCCAUCUUCUAUGUGACAGCCCUUUAGAUAUUUGAAGAUGGUUAUUGUAUGUCCUCUCAGUCUACUCUUCUCCAGGCUAAACAUAUCCAAUUCAUGUUAAGCUAGUGGUCCACUAAGACCCCCUAGAGCUACUACUUGCGUGUAGUACUUGCAAGCCAGGUGCCCCCAUCUUAUAUUUGUUCAUCUGAUUCUUCCUGCCUAAGUGCAGAACCUUACAUUUGUCCCUACUGGAAUUCAUUUUGUUAGUUUUGAACUAGUAGAACUGAUUCUGUCUCUAUUGCCUGAAAUUUUGUGCUGCACGACAGAUUUGCCUCUGUUUUCCUCACAUACAGAGGAAAAAGUGAGUUCUGCAGAGCUGAAUUGAUUUCUAUAAGCCCAGACUACAUUUGGAUCCAGACAGUGGUGCAGUUAGGUAAUUUUAGGUUAGUCUUCCCCAGCCUGGUGCAAUCCAGAUGUUGGUGGACUACAGUUCUCAUCAUCCCUGACCAUGGGCCAUGCUGAGUAAAGCUGAUGGGAACUGGAAUACAAAAAAACAUUUGGUGGGCACCAGGUUGAGGAAGCCUGUUUUAGACCCUUUAGACUUAAUGGUCUUACUCUCCCACCCCACCCCAUUCCAGACCACACACACUUUAGCUGAAAGUAUGAAUUUCAUCACUUAUUUUAAAAUGUGGUAAGCCUACCCUGCUGCCUAUUUUGCUGGUCCUAGACUUCUGCCCAAAUGUCCUGCUCUGAUGGUGCUGUUGGAUUGUAUCCCUACUCAGAAUAGGCCCAUUGGAGUUAAUGAACAUGACUGACUUGGGUUCAUUAAUUUCAAUGGGUCUACUCUGAGUAGGACUUAUUUGAAGACAACCCACUGUAUCCAGAUCAAGGGGUCAGAGUGUCAGAGUCACUGUGACUUGUAAUCAACCAGGCCCCAAGUUCUGAACUCUUACCCAAUGGAGCUCUCCCCUUCUCUUUUAGAUUUGAUCUCCUGUUUGCAGAAGGGAAUCCAUUAUGAGAAGGAACAAAUCAGGUGAGUGUUCCCUUACGUGAGACUCCAAGCAUAGAUGGGAUUCUUCUUACAGCCCUAAAGGGCCCCCAAUACCUGAAAGACCGCCUACUUCCCCACAGACUCUCUUGGGCGCUAAGAUCACACAGAGGUGUUCCUCCACCCUCAGAAGCUCCAGGGCUGGUGGCUCAGGAGAGGGCCUUCUCUCUAGCAGCUCCCAAGUUGCAGAGCUCCCUUCCCACAGAGGUCCCUCUGGCACCUUCAUUAUACAGCUUUCAGAAAAUGCUGAAGGUACAGCUCUUUACCCUGACCUCUGACGCUUGAGAUUUAGGACCCACCAAUUCUUGUGAUUUUAAGUUUUCAAUUUUUUUUUUAUACAGUCUAACAUUGUGUUUUAAUAUUAAUGCUGUGUUUUAAUUGUUAUAACCCGCCUUGGGACCGUAGGGUAAAAAAUUACAACAACACAGUGGAUGAAGGGAACGCAGUGGAUGUAGCCUACCUUGAUUUCAGCAAGGCAUUUGACAAGGUGCCCCGUGAUAUUCUUGUGAAGAAGCUGGUAAAAUGCAGUCUUGACUAUGCUACCACUCAGUGGAUUUGUAACUGGCUGACUGACCGAACCCAAAGGGUGCUCAUCAAUGGUUCCUCUUCAUCCUGGAGAAGAGUGACUAGUGGGGUGCCACAGGGUUCUGUCUUGGGCCCGGUCUUAUUCAACAUCUUUAUCAACAACUUGGAUGAUGGACUCAAGGGCAUCCUGAUCAAAUUUGCAGAUGACACCAAACUGGGAGGGUGGCUAACACCCCAGAGGACAGGAUCACACUUCAAAACGACCUUGACAGAUUAGAGAACUGGGCAAAAACAAACAGAUGAAUUUUAACAGGGAGAAAUGUAAAGUAUUGCACUUGGGCAAAAAAAUGAGAGGCACAAAUACAAGAUGGGGGACACCUGGCUUGAGAGCAGUACAUGUGAAAAGGAUCUAGGAGUCUUGGUUGACCACAAACUUGACAUGAGCCAACAGUGUGACGCGGCAGCUAAAAAAGCCAAUGCAAUUCUGGGCCUCAUCAAUAGGAGUAUAGCAUCUAGAUCAAGGGAAGUAAUAGUGCCACUGUAUUCUGCUCUGGUCAGACCUCACCUGGAGUACUGUGUCCAGUUCUGGGCACCACAGUUCAAGAAGGACACUGACAAACUGGAACGUGUCCAGAGGAGGGCAACCAAAAUGGUCAAAGGCCUGGAAACGAUGCCUUAUGAGGAACGGCUAAGGGAGCUGGGCAUGUUUAGCCUGGAGAAGAGGAGGUUAAGGGGUGAUAUGAUAGCCAUGUUCAAAUAUAUAAAAGGAUGUCACAUAGAGGAGGGAGAAAGGUUGUUUUCUGCUGCUCCAGAGAAGCGGACACGGAGCAAUGGAUCCACACUACAAGAAAGAAGAUUCCACCUAAACAUUAGGAAGAACUUCCUGACAGUAAGAGCUGUUCGACAGUGGAAUUUGCUGCCAAGGAGUGUGGUGGAGUCUCCUUCUUUGGAGGUCUUUAAGCAGAGGCUUGACAACCAUAUGUCAGGAGUGCUCUGAUGGUGUUUCCUGCUUGGCAGGGGGUUGGACUCGAUGGCCCUUGUGGUCUCUUCCAACUCUAUGAUUCUAUGAUUCUAUGAACUCAAGGCCAGCAGAAACCUGUCCUCUAAUCAGGUUUGUGGGGCUGCUGCCCUCUGUGCUGCUACCCUAAUGUAGGGAUUUGAAUCUGUGUUCAACUAGGACCGAGUCUUUCUUAGUGUCCUUGACCCCCAAGGACACAGAGUAGUUAUGGCAUGGUAGAAAUGGAACCCUAAAGCUUGCCUAUGCUACCUGAGGAUAUAUGAAAACUGGCUAGCUUUACAGAGCUGUUCCCACAUAAAGAGAAGGGCCCAAGACUAUGUUGUCUUUUAUUUUCUUGCAGAGUUUACUGCCCUGCAGGCUGCAAAGGAGUAUCGGGAGACAUCUGGGGCAACACGAACCAAGGCUACCGGGAUGUGAGUCCUGCAGCAUCAGUCGUGCUUUCAGAAAGGCAUAGGUGUUUUGGACUACAACACCCAUCAUCCCUGACCCUUGGCCAGGAUAACUGAGGCUGAUGGGAGCUGUAGUCCACAUCAUCUGAAGGGGCAUGAAAUAAUCCACUAAAGCUUAUGCCGUAACAAAUUCGUUGUUGUUGUUUUUUAAUUAGCCAGAAGACUCUUCAGAAGUUAUUUUCGGCUGCAACAGGCAAACAUAGCUCUCCUGCUUUGAAAUUGUUUUUUUUUUUUUUUUAAGAAUAUUUAUUCCAGUUUUAAAGUUACAAAAAAUAAAGAAAAAACAAACCAUACACAUGUUACAAAAAACAGACAAUAAAAAAGAAAUAAGAAAAAACAAAGUAUCACAAUAAAAAAUAACAAAAAUCAAAUUAGACCUUUACAACCUUUUUCCCUUUUACUUAUUUCCAUGACUUCCUCUCACCUCCCUGCUUUGUAUUCUAGUUUAAAUCGUAUCUCCAGCAAGUCCAUCUAACCUUCUUUUCUUUUACUUAUUUUAACAUUCGAAAGUAUUUAAUUCUCCUCUAUCCUCAUUUUACGCUUCAUUUUUACUUAUUCCAUUAUACCAUGUCUGCCAAUACGGCCUAAUAUUCUUUUCCAACCUUUUUCUAACAUUCUUUUAUAUUACAGUGUUUCUGAAGAUAUAUUUUAAAUUUUCUCCAGUCUUCUUCCAUCAACCCUUCUUCCUGAUCUCGGAUUCUGCCGGUCAUCUCAGCCAGUUCCAUAUAGUCCAUCACUUUCAUCUGCCAUUCUUCUCGGGUAGGCAAUUCUUGUGUCUUCCAAUAUUUCCCAAUGAGUAUUCUUGCCGCUGCUGUCGCAUACAUAAAAAGAUUCCUAUCUUCCCUUCGCACCCAUUGGCCGACCAUGCCCAAGAGGAAGGCCUCUGGUUUCUUCACAAAAGUGUAUUUCAAUACCUUUUUUAGUUCAUUAUAUAUCAUUUCCCAGAAGGCCUUGAUCUUUGGGCACGUCCACCAAAGGUGGAAAAAGGUACCUUCAUUUUCUUUACAUUUCCAACAUUUAUUAUCGGGCAAAUGAUAAAUUUUUGCUAGCUUGACUGGGGUUAAGUACCACCUAUAAAUCAUUUUCAUUAUAUUUUCUCUUAAGGCAUUGCAAGCCGUAAACUUCAUACCUGUGAUCCAUAACCGUUCCCAGUCAGCAAACAUAAUAUUAUGCCCAACAUCUUGUGCCCAUUUAAUCAUAGCAGACUUAACCAUUUCAUCCUGUGUAUUCCAUUUCAGCAGCAGGUUAUACAUUCUUGACAAAUUUUUAGUUUUAGGCUCUAACAAUUCCGUUUCCAGUUUGGAUUUUUCCUCCUGAAAACCAAUCUUUUAUCUAGGUUAAAAACCUCCCUUAUUUGAUAAUAAUGAAGCCAAUCUCGGACUUUAGUUUUUAAUUUGUCAAAACUCUGCAGUUUUAGUUUAUCUCCAACUUGUUCUAAAAUUUCACAGUAUUUUGGCCAAUUUGUCUCCAUAUUAGUUUUUUUCAAUGCCUUUGCCUCCAUUGGUGACAGCCACCUUGGUGUUUUACUUUCCAACAAAUCCUUAUAUCUCACCCAAACAUUAAACAAUGCUUUCCUGACAAUAUGAUUCUUAAAGGCCUUAUGCGCUUUAACCUUGUCAUACCAUAAAUAUGCAUGCCAUCCAAACACAUUAUCAAAGCCUUCUAGAUCCAAAAUGUCCACGUUUUCAAGAAGUAGCCAAUCUUUCAGCCAGCAAAAUGCGGCUGAUUCAUAGUAAAGUUUAAGAUCUGGCAGGGCAAAUCCCCUCUUUCCUUCGCAUCUGUUAAUAUCUUAAAUUUUAUUCUAGGCUUUUGCCCUGCCAGAUAAAUUUGGAAAUAUCUCUUUGCCACCUCUUGAAACAGUCCAUUUUAUCCACAAUUUGCAAUGUUUGAAACAAAAACAACAUUCUAGGCAAUACAUUCAUCUUUAUCGCAGCAAUUCGGCCCAACAAUGAUAACUUCAAUUUUGACCAUGUUUCUAAAUCCUUCUUCACUUCUGACCAACAUUUUUCAUAAUUAUCUUUAAACAAAUUCACAUUUUUAGCAGUCAUAUUCACCCCUAAAUAUUUCACUUUGUUAACUAUUGUUAAUCCUGUCUCUUUCUGAAACCUCUCUUUCUCAAUCUCUGUAAGGUGUUUCUCUAAUACCUUAGUUUUCGUCUUGUUUAAUUUAAAACCUGCUACUUGACCAAAUUCUUGGAUUAAUUGUAAUACUCUUUUUGUGCUGGCUUCUGGCUCCUGUAAUGUCAAAACUAAAUCAUCAGCAAAAGCUUUCAAUUUGUACUGUUUAGCUCCGAGUUGUAUACCUUUAACCAAUUGGUCUUUUCUAAUCAUAUUGAGCAAAACCUCCAGGACCGAUAUAAAAAGCAAUGGGGAGAUUGGGCAACCCUGUCUUGUUCCUUUCUCUAUCUUAAAUUCUUCUGUAACUACAUUGUUCACAAUAAGCUUAGCUUUUUGUUCCGAGUAAAUUGCACCUAUACCAUUUUCAAAACUUUGGCCUACCCCCAUCCCCUGCAAAUUUUUCUUCAUAAAACUCCAAGAAAUAUUGUCAAACGCUUUCUCUGCAUCUACAAAUAUUAAAACAGCUUUGGUAUUGAUAUUAACUUGCAGUUUUUCUAAAAUAUUGAUAAUAUUCCUAGUAUUAUCUGACAGAUGUCUCCCGGGAGAAAGCCCGCCUGAUCUUUAUGAAUCUCUUUUACCAAUACAUUUUUUAAUCUUUUAGCCAUAAUUUCCACAAAAAAUUUGUAAUCCACAUUAAGUAGGGAUAUGGGACGGUAGUUCUUCAGCUGUGUCUUCUCCACUUCAGUUUUUGGUAUAAGUGUAAUAUAUGCUUCUUUCCACGACUCGGGUGCUUUUCCUCCCCGUAGUAUUUCAUUGCAAAGUUCUUUCAGCGGUUGCAAUAACCAUUCUUUCAAAGAUUUGUAGUACUUUGCAGUUAGACCAUCCGGUCCUGGAGAUUUGCCCAAUUUCAUAUUCUGAAUGGCUCCUUCCACCUCUUGAUCAGAUAUUGUAGAGUUUAAUAUUGAUUUGCUCUCUUGAGAUACUUUUUGUAAUCCAUUAUUUUUCAAAAACCGAUCAAUGUCUAAUUCUUUCUGAGUCUCCUGCGUAUAUAACUGUUUAAAAUAAUUCUGAAAGCACUUCCGAAUCUCUCCAGGAUUCUGUAUGUUCUUCCCUUCUACUACCAAGUUCGUAAUCGUAUUCAGCUUUUGUCUUUUUUUCAUUUGCCAGGCCAGUAAUUUCCCACAUUUAUUUGCCGAUUCGAAGGUCUUUUGUUUCAUCUGUUUGACCUUCCAUUCUAUCUCCUGGUUCAUCAGUUUCAUAUAUUGUACUUGGUAUAGCUUUAUCUCUUUUAAAAUCUCCUGUGAGUUCGGUUUCGCCCUCAGUCUUUUUUCUCCGUCCUUAAUUUUCUCCAAAAUUUUUUCUCUCUUCUCGUUUUGAUAUCUUUUCCUAAUUGCGUUUUGUUGUAUCAAAAAUCCUCUCAUCACCGCUUUGCUGGCGUCCCAAAUCACUCUUUUUUCUGUCGUAGUAUUCAUAUUUAUCUCAAAAUAAUCUCUCAAAUUCUUCUGGGCCUUUUAAAUAAUUUCCUUAUUCCUAAAUAAGGAGUCAUUCAUCCUCCAUCUGAAAGCUCCAAUUGGCGUUGAUAUCAUUUCAAUCUUUACUGGAUUGUGAUCAGAGCAAAUUUUCGGGCAAAUCACCGCUUUUAUCUUAGGGGCCAGUCCUCUAGUUAUCCAGAUUUGGUCUAUUCUUGUCCAUGUCAUAUUUGCUUCAGAGAAGAAGGUUCCUUCUCUUUCCAAGGGGUUCUUUAUUCGCCAAAUAUCCACAAGAUCCAUAUUGUCAGUCAUUUCAAAAAUGUCUUUGGUAGUCUUCCAUCUUUCGUCAUCGUUUGUCUUUGGGCUUUAUCCAUAUUUGUAGACACUACUCCAUUCAUAUCUCCCAUCAAAAUAAUGUUGUAAUCCAAAUAAUCCAGGAGAGUUUCGUGCAAUUUUUAAAGAAUUCUGAUUAUCCCUCAUUUGGUGCAUAUACACCUAUUAUCAAAAACUUCUGUCCUUGAAACUGAAUUUCAAUUGCUAUAUAUCUUCCUUGGUCGUCUUUAAAUAUAAAUUUUGGUGACAGGAUUUCCUUCGCAUAAAGUACUACUCCUCUUUUUUUUCACAUUGUCCGAUGAAAUAAAUUCUUCUCCCAAUCUUUUAUUUAUCAAAAUUUUCCGAUGUAGCCUUGUCACAUGCGUCUCUUGUAAACAGAUCAAGUCCAAAUGUUCUUUUUUCAAUGUAUGAAAUACUCUCCCCCUUUUUGCCGGCCAAUUUAGACCAUUAAUGUUCCAGCUUAAAACUUGAAGUGUCAUUUUGUAGUUACUCUCCUUCUCCUCCAACAGCCCCAAGAAGUUUGUCUAUGUCUGUCGGUGGCGUUGGUUUCGCUUUUUUUUGCAGACUCUUAUCCGGUAUCGCAGUGUCUUUUCCCAAUCCUUUCUGUAGAUCACAGUGGAAAGUCCCUGGCUGAAUAUGUUUUCCUGCGGGGCUGCAGACAACACUGCGCUGUUUUUGAAAGGUUCAAGUAUCCCUCAGAAAGAGUGAGGCUUGAAAUGUCCACCUUUAGGCUCACAGUUGGCCACUGCUGGUGGCCAGAGCAAUACCCCCAAGCUCUCUGCUGACCAGCCCCACAGUGAGCUGACCGUGGUCCUGACCUUCUGCAGCCCAGCCUCAACUCUUGCUGAGCCCCCUAACCCAGGGGUCAGCAAACUUUUUGAGCCGUGGGCCGGUCCACUGUCCCUCAGACAUUGUAAGGGGGCCAGACUAUAUUUUUUUGGGGGGGGGGAAAUGAACGAAUUCCUAUGCCCCACAAAUAACCCAGAGAUGCAUUUUGAAUAAAAGCACACAUUCUACUCAUGUAAAAACACGCUGAUUCCUGGACCAUUCGCGGGCCGGAUUUAGAAGGUGAUUGGGCCGGAUCUGGCCCCCGGGCCUUAGUUUGCCUACCCAUGCCCUAACCAAUAAACCCCGCUAGUCCCCAGCCUCAAACAGGAUAUUGUGUGAUAAAGACAGGAGUCGCAUUGAUUAAAAUGUUCCAAAUUGUGAUAUCAGUGAAGGGUUUAAAUAGUUAUUUAAAAAGUAAUGUGACAUUCUUUACAGAUGGUUCUUCACAUGGACAAAACACACAUCUAUUUCCCAAUUUCCUUUUUUGCCUCUAUUUAUUUCUCUUUAUUAAGAUAUUUAGAAACUGCUUUUCUUCAAAGAUACCAAGGCAGUGAUAUAACUUCAAUGCUGAUACAACCAUUGUUUCUGUAAAGUUAUGCCUGCAACACAUCUGGUGUAUGGGAAGAUCAGCAGUUAAGCUCAGAAUGUAAUUUUAGUAUUAUGUAGAGUGGUUUUAAGAUUGCUUAUUUACAUUUAUUUUAACUGUUUGUUUUUUGUAUUUUUAAGGAAUAUUUUCAAUUCUACUUUGUAAACCACUCAGAGGUGUGUGUGUGUGGUUUUUUUAAAUGCAUAAAAUAAUGUUCUCCAUUCCCGUGGUGUCUUCCCGCUGGAUUUCUCCUGCCUUAGAAUUUGUCACCACCAUCUUAUUCCUUUCACUGUCUUAUAAUAUAUGUUCCCUACAGACAUCUGUUCUUUGCAAAGCUGCUGUCCAUGCUGGCGUAAUCUUAGAUGAGCAAGGGGGACAUGUCACUGUGUCUCGAGAGAAGGGUAUCACUCUCUACGAGUCAACCUUUGCCAAUGGACUUUACUCAAAAAGGUGAGGGGACAAAUCAGAGCGGAUGUUCAUUAAAUAUCCAACAUUGUCUAAUCUCCCUGCAAACAAAUAAGGGUGAAUGCUCAAUAAAGAGGUCGUCUGGAAGCAACCUGAGUCUCAAGAUCCUUAAUCUUAUCCAUCUUUCUGUUUCCUUUUGAAUAGGGGAUCUUUAUCUGAAAAACGCCUCAUCUUUCACAAAGGUAUGUCACUCGUACUAAUUUGUUGGUGUAUUUGUUUAGAGGGAUUUCUGUUCCCGCUAUGAGGCUGAUGAAUCUUCAGCCUUAAAAACAACCACAAAUUGCUGCAAAAAUGUGGAGAGUCCAAUUUAAGAUUGGAUUUAAGACCAAGACACUUAAGAGAAACAACACUGAGAGAUACGUCCAGCUCUGCCUCUGUAGUUAAUUGGUCCCGUUGCUGAACUUCUGUUACUGGAAACAUGUUUUUUCCUAGCGUUCAGCCAAAAGCCACCCUUUCCUUCCUUCCGCAGCCUGCUCCAGUUUCCUGGAAGUAUCUGGCUUCAACGCUUCAUCCUACUGGCAUGAACAGAACGUCAUGGGGGAGAACAAGGCCUGGAUAGCAGAGCACGCCUCUUUCGGUGCCGACGGCACUUCCUGGGCAGCACUUCAGAGCUCUGCAGAUGAGUGGUUGGAAAUAGACUUGGGUGGAAAGAGGAACAUCACAGGUCAGUAAGUAUCUGCAUCUUUUUGUUUGUUUGUUUUCACAGGCGGAGUGGAGGGAGAGACAUAAUGACUCUUGUCCAAUAUGCUCUGACUGGCAGAAGCUUUCCAGAGUCCUAAGCAGAUAUCCUUCCCAUCACUGGUGGGAUGGGAACUGGUCCAUUAGGGGAACUGGUCCAUUAGGGGGAAAGGGGUGUUGCCCUCCCAACUUCAGUCUGCCUUCUUACUUAUUGCAUCCAGUCCAAGGGGUGGCCCUGGCUGUCAGCAGUGGGGAGCCAUGACUGUUUAAAGUGGUACGAUCCUGCUUUAAAUGCACAGUGCAGAUGAGGCCUUCCUCUUGCCUUCUUCUGCUUCCUUUCCUCCAUUCUUUCCUCCACUGCCCCUCGUUACCUCAGGGGUAUGGCCCAGGCCACCAUUGCACAGAACAAAUUUCAUAUUAUGUCCUUUCAGAGUCAUUCUUUAUUGUUUGGCAAGGCCUGAGGACAAGCUGGGCCCUUUCUGCUGUGGCAAACCCAGAACGUUAGCCUGUUAAUUGGCGUGAGGAAGAAGAGAGGCAUUGUGACGCUGAGUGGCUGGGGGCUGAGUGGAAUGCAGGAAGGGAACACAUGAAUGGAAAGGGGGCUUAUCUGAUUGCCUCUCCGGCUGGUGUUUGGCAGAGCAAGGGGACAGGGUUAAAAAUACAAGCUGAUUGGUCUCAAAAAGCUUCAAGAAUCAGGUCCCAGUGGUCCACAAAGGAGGAACUCAGUGGCUGUUGUUGUUCUAUAUUGCAAGUCUCUCACAAUAUCAGAACUUGGGGCCAUCCGAUAAAGCUGAAUGUGAGAGGAUUCAGGAAAGGCAUAGUUUAAACUAUGGAGCAAACAUAGGCCCCGUCUGUACCACACUUUUAAAGCAGGAUCAUACCACUUUAAACAGGUAUCGCUUCCCCUGUAGAAUCCUGGGAAGUGUGUUUAUUUUAUUUCACCCUAAGAUCUCAGGGCGAUUCACAAGAAGUGUAGUUUUUUUAAGGGAGCUGGGAGAUGUGAGGAGGUUUCUUUUCCCCUCACAGAGCUGCAGUUCUCAGUGUUUUGAACAACCACUCCCUCUUACCAGGGAACUCUGGAAAUUGCAGCUCCACGGCUGACACAACGGUGGAAAGACAGGACCCUAUUUCACACAUUAGCACCAUUGUUGUAUGUGAGGUACCAGUUUAACCCAUCUCUGUUCCAGGAAUCAUAACUAAGGGAUCAUCUCACAAGCAUGACUACUACGUCAAGUCCUACCAAGUCCUCUCCAGCAGGGAUGGAAAGAACUGGAAGGCCUACAAAUCCAACGGUGGUCAUGAGGAGAAGGUGCGGAGGGAUUAGCAUUGGUGAAUGAUUUAGGCCAGGAUGGAAAACGGGUAGCAAAAGCUCGCUUUGGAAAGGUCCCCGCAGUUGACCCUCCAUUUCACCCUCUGUAACCCAUCCCAGGUCUUCGAAGGAAAUAAAAACAGCCACGAAGAAGUCUCCAACGCCUUCAUCCCCCCGAUCCUGGCCCGCUACCUGCGCAUCGUGCCCCACAGCUGGAACCAGAGGGUGGCUCUGAAAGUGGCGCUUCUGGGGUGCCAAGUGGCUCGCCUGAAGUCCCAGCACCCCUAUAGCGACGGCGGAAGUAAGGAGGGGUGGGGCCGGCUGUAUGUUUGGUUCUUGGAAAGAUGAUUUAUUUAUUUGUGGCUUUUAAUGGGGUUUGUAAUAUUUUAUACAUUGUAUAAGGCCGUCACAAGUCAAGGCCAACCAGGCAGCCCCCGGUGGUGGUGGCACUGCCAAGGCCUGGAGGUGAGGCCAGAGCUACUGGCAGGAAGAGGCAGAGCCAAUGACAGCCAGAGCCUGCUAGUUCAAGGUCUGCCCCUGGUGAGGCCUAGAAAGGCAAUGCAGAGACUGAAAAGGAGGAAUGUGACAAGUCUGUGCCACCCUCUGAACUUGUUCUAGUAUAUGGUUCCAGAUUUUUUUCAAUGAAGCCUGGCUCCAGGCUGCUGAGACUGCCACUGCCACGUUUCCCGGGGACAUAUUAUUAUUAUUAUUAUUAUUAUUAUUAUUAUUAUUAUUAUUUAUACCCCGCCCUCCCCAGACAAGGCCAGGCUCAAGACGGCUAACAAGCCAUAAUAAAAACAAGUUGAAAGAAUACAACUUAAAAACAAGAUUAAAAUACAACAUUAAAAUAUUGAAACAUUAAAAUGCAGCCUCAUCACAGGAGGAGAAAGGAAAAAGAAAGAGGGGGAGGGAAUCAAAUUGGCUCCAAGCCAAAGGCCAAGCUGAACAACUCUGUCUUACAGGCUCUGCGAAAAGAAAUCAGAUCCUGCAGGGCCCUGGUCUCAUGAGGCAGAGCAUUCCACCAGGACGGAGUCAGUGUUGAGAAGGCCCUGGCUCUGGUUGAAGCUAAUCUAACUUCCUUAGGGCCCGGGACCACUAGGGUGUUGCUAUUUAUGGACCUUAAGGUCCUCCGUGGGUCUACUGGGAGGGGCGGUCCUGUAGGUACGAGGGUCCUAGGAAAUCUGAGGACAGAAUUUGUCCAGGGACAGAUUUGCAAAUCUGGGGGCUGUCCCCGGGAAACGGGGACGUCUGGUAGCCCUAUUCUAAAAGGUAGACAGCAGGGGCAGGCUGAGGUUUGCCCAUAUUGUUGAGCAUCCUUUGAGCAGCUGCUGGGAAAAACUCUUCUCUGCCUAAGACCUUGGAGAGCUUGACAAUACUAGGCCAGAUGGAGAAAUGCCUUGACAUGAGAAAAGCAACCUGCCCCCUAUAAUCCAUGUUGCAGCCGGAGGUUGACAGUGGGCUGUGUUUGGACCCUUUUGGAGUAAGAGUUUGGAGACAGUACCUGAAGUGUGGUGCGUUAAGUACGUUCCCUGAAGCUCUACCCCUUUGCAGUUCGCAGUGGCCCCAAGGAGUCCCCUCUCCUGACCAGCAGCCCAGCCGUUUUCACCCGAAUCCCAGGAAUAGUGAUCAAUUCGGAAAAAACAGGUAAGUGCUCACUGGCGGCAAGGAGUGGCUUGGCCUAGCUGUCGGAGCAGAGGCAGAAAUGAUGGGUUAUAGCUGAAGGGCUAUUCCAUGGAUGGUGUAGCAAGCUUGUUUUCUGCUGCUCCGGAGGUUAGGACCCAAACCAGUGAAUUCAAAUUGCAGGAAAGGAGAUUCCGACUAAACAUUCGAAAGAAUUAUUCUGAAGGUAAGAGCUGUUCAACACUGGAACGGUCUCCCUCAGAAGGUGGUGGACGCUUUCAUUUGAGAUUUUAAAGCAGAAUUUGGAUGGCCAUCUGUCAGAGAUGCUUUAGCUGAGAUUCCUGCAUUGCAGGGGGUUGAACUAGAUGACCCUCGGGUCCCUUUCGAUUCCAUGCGUCUAAGGGCUUUUUUUUUCUGUGCUGAAUCUCAGCAUAUUUGGGUGACCCCACAUUCUGGUAUUAUGAUAGAGGGAGAAAGCCUUCUCUGUGUCUCCACUUUCUUCACACCUUGCCUGAUUUUGUACACUUCCUUCACAUUGCCAAUUUCUCCCCUUUUUUCUGCACUGAACUACAGUGGUACCUCUGGAUGCGAACGGGAUCCAUUCCAGAGCCCCGUUCACAUCCUGAAGAGAAUGGAACGCACGUCUGUGUGGGUCGCAAUUCGCCGCUUCUGUCCAUGCGCGUGAUGUCAUUUUGAGCAUCUGCGCAUGCGUGAGCGGCGAAACCUGGAAGUAAUGCGUUCCAUUACUUCCGGGUCGCCACGGAGUGCAACCCGAAAAGGCUCAACCUGAAGCAACUUUAACCUGAGGUAUGACUGUAUUUCUCUUCCUUUCUCUCCAGGGCCCCCAUUGCUGGUGAUGCUGCUGAUUGGAGGCUUUGUGCUCAUCUCCUCGGCCCUCUUGCUGCUGGUUUUCCUCUGUCGUAAGAAGAGGUGAGUAGCGGCCUCCCCUCCCACUUCUCACCGAUCAGCCCUGUAAUUUGUGGGGACUCCUUUCAAUCCCAUCCUGGAAGGGCGGGAGAUGUCACAGUCACAAGGUCCAUGAGCUAUAGCUUUCCUGCAAUCUCCCCUUGACAAUGGGCUGCAUACACACCAUACUUUCAAGGCACGUGGCUUUAAUAAACAUACACAAGGAAGCCUGCAAACUGUAAUCGCUUAGAUUACUGCAAUGCACUCUAUGUGGGGCUACCUUUGAAGGUGACCCAGAAACUACAACUAAUCCAGAAUGCGGCAGCUAGACUGGUGACUGGGAGCGGCCACCAAGACCACAUAACACCGGUCUUGAAAGAUCUACAUUGGCUCCCAGUACGUUUCCGAGCACAAUUCAAAGUGUUGGUGCUGACCUUUAAAGCCCUAAAUGGCCUCCGUCCAGUAUACCUGAAGGAGCGUCUCCACCCCCAUCAUUCUGCCCGGACACUGAGAUCCAGCACCAAGGGCCUUCUGGCGGUUCCCUCACUGCUAGAAGCCAAGUUACAGGGAACCAGGCAGAGGGCCUUCUCAGUAGUGGCACCCGCCCUGUGGAACGCCCUCCCACCAGAUGUCAAAGAGAAAAACAACUACCAGACUUUUAGAAGACAUUUGAAGGCAACCCUGUUUAGGGAAGCUUUUAAUGUUUAACAGACCACUGUAUUUUAAUAUUUUUUGGGAAGCUGCCCAGAGUGGCUGGGGAAGCCCAGCCAGAUGGGUGGGGUAUAAAUAAAAACAAUAUUAUUAUUAUUAUUAUUAUUAUUAUUAUUAUUAUUAUCAUCAUCAACAUCAUCAUUAAUUAAGGGUGCUGUGGAUUGUGGCUCUGUGAGAGAUAAACUACGGCUCUCAGGAUUCCUUGGGGAAAAGCUGUUUGCUUCAACGGUACGAUACGCAUACAGCCACAAACACAAGCUGAGCACAUGCGUACAAGAAGUCUUCCCAUCCAGUCUGCAAAUAGAUUGUGCCUUCUAAGAUUAUGUUGCACUAGGGAUAGGCGGCUGUUUCCCUCUCACUUCACACAAAUUGACUCCCUCCAGAAACCUCCUGCUGCACUACAAUUCCCAUCAUCCCUAAGCACUGGCCAUGCUGACGGGAGAGAUCUCUAGGUUUGAGAGGUCUGUAGCAGCCUUGAGAGGGCCAUUAGGCUCAGUCUGAAUCCUGAGAAGACAGAGGCUUUGUGAAUGUGUGGUUCUUGGCUCCAGUUGCCUGCCCUGAAUUGGGUAGCACUACCUCCGAAGGAGCAGGUACAUGAAUUGGGAGUGUUCCUGGAAAUCCAGAACCUUGGGGGCGGGGUGGAAAAUCUGGCUGAACCUGCUUGAUAAGUUUUCUCCCUCUCUCUACCCAGCAGAAAGACACCAGCAGAUCAGGACUGCAACCUCAUAAAAGGUAAAGCGCCUAACAAUACACAGAACUAGCACAAGUAGUCACGUUUGGGAACUGGUGAGCAGGUCGCCCUGCUUUUCCAGUACAAGUGUGUAUGGUGCAGGGAGACAGAUUAUUGUGUGUUUCUGCACACCUGUUUUGAAAUAGCUCUCCCCCCCCCAUUUUUUAGAGGUGACCCACAAAUCAUUCUAAUAUCUUAGUCACGGCACCUUGCGUCUAGAAUGCCCUCCCCAGAGAAACCUGCCCAACACUCACUAAUUUGUAUUUUUGCUCCAGGUGAAUACAAGGCAUUCCAGCUCUUUGAACUGCUGAUUUUCAUAGCUAUUAUGCUCCCGCCUGGUCUGCUGGGUGGAUGAGGACGUUUUCCAUCUUUUAAAUUGUUUUGUUGGGUUUUGGGGGAGAACGAGAGGUUUUACUUUUCCACUGUGUAUUUUCACUCAAGGAGUGAAAUGCUAAAGGCUGGCUUGUACGUGCAUUUCCUCAACCAGAGUUAGCCAAAAUGGUGCCCUACAGUUGUUGCUGGGCUACAACUCCCAUCAUCCCUGACCAUAGGACAUGUGGGUUGGCAUCAGUGGGAGUUGGAGUCCAGUGACAUCUACAGGGCCUGUAUGUUGCCUACCCCCAUUCAGACAAAUAACAGCCUCCCAUCAGCUUCUGUUCGCUAACUUCCAAAACUGAAUGUCAUUUCCUUUUGCGGCCUGCUCAUUAUUAUUAAAAAUUGCUUCAAUUGUAUCUGGAAAGGAACAUUCCUUUAUUUCUUAUCACAGAGCAGGGAGGGACCUUAGAGAUUUUCUAGUCCAGGCAUGGCCAAACUUGGCCCUCCAGCUCUUUUGGGACUAUAAUUCCCAUCAUCCCUGACCACUGGUCCUGUUAGCUAGGGAUGAUGGGAGUUGUAGUCCCAAAAGAUCUGGAGGGCCAAGUUAGGCCAUGCCUGCUCUAGUCCAAGCCCCAAUGCAGGAUCUGUGUGUUUCUGGUGGUGGUGAGCUGUCUGCCCAUUUAGUUCUUUCUCUAAAAUGAAAAAAUGGACUGUUUGAUUGCAGCAUACAAAGUGGCUUCAAGCUGCUCGUUUGUUACUCCUGCUGACUUCAAGAUUCCCUUUUAGGUUUCCCGACAUCAGAAGCCAGCCAGGUGUGUCCCAGAGGGAGCCUGCAGUUGUCCACCUCGGAAAUCGCCUCAUUUCCUAGGUCUGGAACACCAGUAGAUCUCAGCAGAGCUCAGUCUCCAGGUAGGUGGCGUCUGUUCUGGGUUUGAGAAAGGUCCACUGUUGCCCAUAGCAAGGGCUGGGGAACCGUUUUAUGCCCAAGGGCCACAUUCCUUUCUGCAUAGCCUUCCAGGGGCCACGUGCCAGCACUACUCAACCUGCAUAUCUGUAAAUCCUUAUGAAAUGCCGUAAGCUUCCACAGACCCAGGUAAGUACUACCCACCCAGGAAUCACUUCCUGGUAGGAGAAGUAGGGAGAGCAUAACAAUGUUUACGAGCAAACCAUCCCGAAUACAGACACCUGUUUUUCUUCCCCUGCCCUUCAUUCCCCCCUAAAACACUGGGGAUGCGGGGAGGGAAAAUAAUGCCUUUUCUGAAUGGCCGUCUUGUUCCUUUGUGGUGGAGAAAACACAGGGUUAAUUCUAAGGAACCGGGUUGGGGUGCCCAUAAAUUAGUUUCGAGCCAAUGCAGCUCAUUGUGCAGAAACAACUCCGGCAAAUUUGGACAGCUCUUAUUACCAGCUCGUGCUCAGCAUAUUCGCUCCAUUCACCCCAUACAGAUGGGACCAAACACUCAGCCCAUUGACUCCCGAUUUCCAUCCAUGAUGCUUAGCACGCAUAAGGGGGCGGGUGGGGAGAAGAGAACUGGGCAUGAGGCCAUCAGCAAACAUCUGCAUUCUGGAGCAGCUGGUGGCAGUGCCAUUCGUGCAAAGGGGUCAGGCCCACAGGAAGGAAGGAAGCAGGGAGGCGGGAGGAAUUUGGGGGAAUCUCCACUUUGCUCCCUGCCAUGGCCCAGCCCUUUGUCCCUGCUAUACAAAGUCACUUGGAACAAGUCCUGUUGCUGCACAUUUCUCUGGGGCGAGUGCAGGAUGUCAGCAGUGCUUGCAGGAGUAGGACCAACGAAAUAUGUCCUGGUUGAAUCCAUGUUUGGGGGUGGGGGGGAUGAUACAGAUGCAAACUAGGAUGAAGAUCUCCAUUUUGGCAGCUUGUUGACACAGGAAGGUCUUCAGCAGGUGGGAAAAGACAACAGAGGUGGGACCUGUCUAAUAUUCAAAGGGAGGGGAGAGCAUUCCAAUGGGCUGGUGCCACAACACUAAAGGCCCAAUUCCUAUGGUAGCUUCAUGAGGCCCUCAGCUGCAGAGCACAGUGAUCGACUGGGACUAUAAGGGGUGAGACAAUCCUUUAGGUUCUGAGCCGCAUAGGGCUUUGUGCACCAAUACAAGAAUGCAGACAAGAGACAUCCUGAGAUGGUAUUACGUCAAACACAAAUAAGGUUUCUAGUGUGGAAGUAUUGUGGAAUACUCUGCCAAUGGAAGUUCAGCAAGCAUUUUCCAAUUCAACUUUUAAAUAUGCCUGUUGAAAAACUCUUUUAUUCCAUCAGGGUGAUACAGGCAGUUCAAAAUACAUCUUUCCACAACAGUGACAUGAUUUUUUUAAAAUAAAAAAAUCAACUUCUUUAAUAUGGCUUUGAUUGCAUGGCUUUUAUGUGCAAUUGUGGUGAUCCACUCUGAUAUGUAAAAUAAAUUAGUGGCAUACAAUUAUUUGUAAAUGAAUGAAUGAAUACAGUGGUACCUUGGUUCUCGAACUUAACCUGUUCCGGGAGUCCAUUCAACUCCCAAAACCGUUCAGAAACCAAGGCGUGGCUUCCGAUUGGCUGCAGGAGCUUCCUGAACUCAAGCGGAAGCCACGUCAGACGUUCGGCUUCCGAGAAACGUUCGCAAACUGGAACACUUCCUUCUGGGUCUGCGGCGUUUGGUAGCCUAUUUGUUUGAGAGCCAAGCUGUUCAAGAACCAAGCUAUUACUUGUAUGUACGUACAUACAUACAUAGGCUGAUUUUAGGUGAUGUGUCUCAGAGGGCUAAAUCCAUAAUUUCACCGGGAUUUCUGUUUUCCCCCUUUACAGAAUACGCCGAGCCAGAUGUGGUCCAAGUCAGCCCCAGUACCCAGUCCAUCCCGUCCACAUUCAAGCCGGCUCUGGACGAAGGCUACACGCUCCCCCUGGUGGUGAAUCACUACGAUGUUCCGGGAAAACACCACGAGUACGCAGAGCCCUUGCCUCCCGAGCCAGAGUAUGCCACCCCCUUCUUAGAUCAGUCUCCUCCUGCGGAGCCGGAAGGAAGCGCAUUCAGGAAGAACGUCUGCGUCAUCAAAAUCAUCUCCUCUCCCCAAAGCCAGGCAGGACCCCUGGUCUCGCCGGUCUGCCCAGAGGCCCUGGCGCAAUACGACUCGCCUGCUCAACGGCCGGCAGAGAAGCCAGAGGGCAAAGCGGGCGAGGCUGGCUUGCGGGAGGGACCUGCCCAAACCGGCACCAUCUACAUGGAGCCUCACGGCGACCGGACUCCGAGCCCGAGAGACGAAUGCCCUCCGACGCAGCCAGCUACCUCUCCGCAGAGCUUCCAGCUCACGGACUCUCCGCUCACACACGUCUAUCACGAGCCCUUGUGAGCAGCGCAGAAAGGAUCUUCUGGUGCCCAGGCUGCUAGGAAAGAGGUGGAUUUUUGCAGAGCAUCUUCAGGUCAAGGGCGUAGGAAAGCCUUAAUCAGGCUCUCUGUCCAUCUAGCCCAAUAUUGUCUACACUGACCGGCAGCAGCUCUGAAGCAGAGAUCUUUCCUAAUGCUUGCCACCUGAUCCUUUUUUUAAAAAUUGACUGACAUUCUGGGACCUUCUACGUGCAAAGGGCUUGCUUCACCCCUGAAAUGUGGUCCUUCUUGUAGGAAAAACAUAGCACUCUUCCUCCCACCAGCAAAGGAAAAUUAAUUCGUUUUUUUCCAUGCUCAACUCCUAUGGAGCCUGGGCAGGCUUUCAAUUCCAGGGGGCUUGACUGGGGUUCCCUCUUACUUUAAUUUAGCAAAUGCCUCUGGCUUAUCUUCAUUAGGACUUGAAGGAACCAGUCAGGUAUUUGGGCAGAGGGUUGGAAAAUUGCAUUCAUACGGUAACAUUUAUUCUCACUGCUCUGCUGUUGCAAUUACUUUUUUGUGAAUAACAGAUAUAUAAUAUAUAUACAUGUUGUGACAUGAGGUUCCUAGGAGGAAGAACAGAGCCACCGUAGCUCCCUGAUCCUCCAUCACAUUCCCUUAUUAAAAACUUGAAGGCAUUUCGUAAACCAAAUCAAAAUCCUUUGCUCUCUUCCUCUUCCCAACAGCAGUCACCACAAAUCUGCCAGAUGUUUUGUUUUACUUGCUUUAACUAUUCAUUUGCUGCUCACUGAUAUAUCCUUCCCCACUUCAUGGAGAGUCAAAAACAUUAAUACAUCAAGAAAAUGUUUGCUGGCUAUCAGUGGUGACUAAUUCCAUGAGCUGGGAGGCAGUUGUCA
This is a messenger RNA of Podarcis lilfordi (Lilford's wall lizard), 48995 nucleotides long. Lineage: Eukaryota; Metazoa; Chordata; Lepidosauria; Squamata; Lacertidae. The record is from the annotation of a GenBank genome assembly.